AUGGAAACGGUCGAGCAGCUCGUGUCUUUCCACCACAUUCAGGUCCAGUUGAGCGGGGGCGCGCCUUGGGGGUUCACGCUGAAAGGAGGUCUCGAGCACGGGGAGCCGCUCAUCAUCACUAAAGUAAGCUGACAGUGACCACAAUAAGUUACUGUGCAGUUAUUAAUGUCUUGGAAAUCUCCUUCAAAGCACUCUUUACUACUUUAAAGGGUUUGUAAUAGACUUAAAGUGUUUUUAAAAUACACUUAAAUGCAUUUCACAUGAUUAUUUUUGAUAUCCUGGGUAUAAAUUCACAUUCAAACUGACUUUGGGAAUGCAUUUCUCAAGGAUGUGGUUGUUGCAACACUCCAACUCCAGCAGAACAGCAAUUGUGGUUAGUUUAUUCAUUCAUAUGUGCUGCUGCUGCAAUGCUUGGCUGCCUUUCCUUUGGGUCAAACUAUUCACCCUCUCCCAAAAAAGUCCCACAUACUGCUUUUCCUGCAAACUUUCUACUUCUACACGUCUACGUUUCCACCUCCUCCCCCUUCUUUUCCUCUCCUGCAGAGAUUUAAAAAGUUAUUGUCCGAAGCUUAAGCAAAUUUCCGGCGCUGGGUGAUGUUUGUCAGCUGUCACUGUCUGUGGAUAAAAAGCCCCGUAUUAUAAUGUAAUACAGCGGUUGGGUCUCUGCGACUCAGGGGUCAAAAGGUUCCCGCAGGGGGUGCUAAAAGGGGCUCCUGAGGGGAUCCCUGGUGCAAUGCAGCUCUGUUCAUCUCCCUGCCACUUCAUUCACCGGACGGUGAAAAUGCCUGGGUGCUGACAGAUGAAUAAAACCGCUUCAGUUCGCUUCAGAGUCCGGGCUAAAGUCUGUUUUCUGGUGGGGUGGACUAUGAAGAGGCAUAUUUUUAUUCUCUGAGUUUUCAUGUUUUAUAUGUUAACCUUUUCACCAACAGCUUACAUCAACACCAAUGUGGCAUAAAAUUCUGUGACACCUCUGUUAAUAUAGAAGGACACGAGGGGCUGUGAGCUGAGCUGCUGCAGACAUGGGCUUAACUUGUUGGCAGGAACUCUGCAUGAUCUGGUUGAGUAUAAGCAAUGGCCACCAUACACAACCACUGUUUUGUAGAACAAUCCACAUUUCUCUCACACUUUUAGACAGACAGAAGGGACUGCAAGCUGAGCUGCUGCUGUUGGACUGGUUAAAUCUGCUUGUUUUACUGUAAACACUACUCUGUGAAGUUAUUGCUGGAGGUUUUAACUAGAUUCAAGUGUUUUAUAAAGGUAUGUUCUUUCCAGAGAGCAACAUAAAGAGUGAAGAAUCAGGUCUAAGGGGCUGCAAGCUGAGCUGCUGCUGACAUGGGCUUCACUUGUUGGCAGGAACUUUUGCAUGAUCUGGUUGAGUAUCUGCAAUGGCCACCAUAGACAACCACUGUUUUGUAGAAUAGUCCACAUUUCUCUCACACCUUUGGAAAGACAGAAGCGACUGCAAGCUGAGCUGCUGCUGUUAAACCUGUUUAAUUUGCUUGUUUUACGGUAAACACAACUAUAUAAAGUAAUCGCUAGAGUUUUAAACUGGAUUCAAGUCUUUUUUAAAGGUAUUUUCUCUCCGAACAAUCAAUGAUUUAAACUUGCCAGAGAGCAACAUAAAGCAGUGAAGAAUCAGGUCUAAGGAGCUGCAAGCUGAGCUGCCGCUGACAAAAGUUCAACUCGUUCAUAGACAGUUCCCUUUGUUAAUGCUAUUGCUGAGGUAUUCAACGGACUAUUUCUUUUCUGAACAGUCUCAUCCCAUGAUUUUAACACGUCAGAAUGCUUAAUAAAUCAUGUGAAACAUCAGGGCUGGAGGCCGAGAACUGAGCUACUGCUGGCUAUGGCAAUGGGCAGUUUUCAAACUCAGUAUUCUGCUUGCAGUCUUGAGCAUACACAAGUUAGACAAAUGUGUCAGACCAAUCUCCACAAGUGGUUUUUACAACCAUCAGACUGAAUUGUCAAAGCAUGUCCUCAGUCUGUCACACUAAAAUACCAGUUCUGGUUAAGUUUGUACCAACUGUAGACCAAAUUCACGCCUGUCAGUCUGCAUCAGGCUGAAUAAGAUGGUACUUAAGCGUUUCUGGUAUUUGAUAGACGUGCAGAAUAAUGCGUUAUGCAGUCAGUUGUUACUCCUGCAGAGCUCUGAGAGUCCUUUUUAAUAUCAGGUGUGUUUUCUCAGAGUUCCAGAGCUUUGUCAGAGAUUUAGUGUGUACUUCUAGACUCCAGCGUGACCUCCACUUGUGCGAUAAAGUCGCGGGGGCCGACGUUUCCUCUCGGCCUCUUCUCACGGCUUCACGCCGCGGGCGGUGAGCUGAUGGAAACAAGGAGGGUGCCUUUGAAUUACUGCAAGUAAUUAUUGGUGUGUGUUCUGCUGGGGGUGGUCCGUCUGUCUCUCUCUCUCUAUGUGUGUGUGUGUGUUCAGUUCAGUGCAUAAGUAGGCCGAAUGACAUGCAACCUCUGUUCCUUCACUCCUGCGCCCACUCCUGUAGAAAAGUCCCAGCAGUAUUAGCAGCAGCGGUGUAAACGUUGGCCGCUGCACUUCUAUAUUCACCGCAGCAGCGAAUGGAAAAGCCGGGCUCUGUCAUCUGGAAACACACAAACACACACACUCACUAAGUCACGCAGUAACACAGCCCCUGGGAAAAAGAGUGGGACUGCAACAGGAGAUAGAAAUCAGACUGUGCUCUUUGACUGUUUUGUGUCCAGUGACUGGUUAAAAAUCACAAUAAAGCAGCCGAGGCGCUGAGAGCUGGACCGGCACGCCGCUGGUUUAAUGAUUAAGUGUUGAGACCUUGAAGUAAAAGUUGGCGUGUGUGAUAUAUGUGUACAUGUAUGAAAGACAGGAGUGUUAAAUGUGAUUUAGGUGAGGCGAGGGUUUCCUCAGCCUCCACACAGAGCGUUAUUGUGUCUGUAUGUGAACUAAGGCUGUCGUAAUGGACCGAUCUUGGCGGUGAUGUCUUAAGCUGUUGAUAAUGUGCUAAAAAUAAGUAUAAGGUCAUAAUAUGAGUUAAUAGGAUUGGCCGUUUGCACUGGUUGCUAAAUGAAAUAAAACAGAAGAUAGAUGAAGAAGAAGCAGCUGCUAGUGAUGUAGCUGUAGCAUCCCACUUUUAAAACCUAAACUUAUCUCUCUGGAGUCUCUUCUGAUAAUUAAUCAGUCGAACUGUUCUCAGUGUGUGUUAUUGGCCCUGAGAUCAGGGAUGCUGCUGGAAGAGGGGGAUGGUAGACUUCUCCAGACUGAGACAGCAGAGGGAUAUAAGCCAUUUGGUCAACAUUCCUCCUGGAGCAUAACAGAAUACCAACGUGGGCUCAGAGAGAGAGUGUGUGUGGAGAUAUAGAGCAUAUGUAUGUUGAUAACGUUCUCUUGUUGAAGUUUUUUUAGUGAUUACCAGAGUCAUAGACAUUUAGCGAAUCAUUGUCUUAUAACUGUAGUUUUAUAAAAUUUACAACCGCAUAAAAAUAGAGUUUAUUACUUCUAUCAUUAAUGUAAUUUCAGCCAAUAAAUGCUGGUUUGUCAAGCUGCAAUCUGAGAAGCUGAUUUAAACAUCAGGUUUUAUAUAUCAUGUCUGUCGUUUUUUAGUUUUUAGUGUUAUUUACUGUACAAAAAAUGAUUUCAGUCUAAGCUAUUACUCUCUGCUUCCUUUACAUGAUAGCUCGGUUUUUACUGUCUGGACUCAUGAUAAUAAGUAAGCUACUUCUGCUAAUGCUAAAGCUAAUGUCUUACAGUUUUCCCAUAUGGGUAAUUUGGUUGUCAUGCAUACAACAAUUCUGUAUUUUUAGGAAAACUCAUUAAUAACGUCGAACACGAUCCUCAAUUUCCCGUUUAUUGAUCGGUGGACAUGCCUUGGCUAGACUCUCAGAUGUAUUCUCAGACAAAAAGACAAUUUCUUAAGAUCAUUUAUCACUUUAAACUCAUCGAGUUGUCUCCACAUGUAUUUUCUUUGCGUCUCUCGUCAAAAGUGAUGCCAAAGUAGUGAGCUCUGUCCGCUCUCGCUGAACUGUCAGCUCACUUUCAUAUGUAGUUUUAUGGUUCGACUGAGGUCCCUGCUGCUCUCUAAGGGGACAUAUUUCAUUCACUUUGUGUCCCUCCAACUGUCUGAUCCCCGUGGGACAAUGUGGAAACCAGAAAAAUAUGCUACAGUCAUUGUUUGGUCUUGUUAAGAUUCAAUAACUGGUGGAAUUUGACGGGUUGCGCUGGAACCGUGCCUGUUUUUUCAAGAUGAUGAAUUGAGCGGCCGUAAUGACGACUGUUAAUUUAUGAUCCAAGUUUGAUGGUUUUAAAAUUUGGUAAUAGCGCAGUUGUUUUGAUGGAUUCCAGUGGCUCACAUCAACCGUCUGGACUGAGAGUUUUCCCACCAGACUUCUUAAGAGCUAUUUCAAUGAACAUCAGACCCCAGUGUCUGUCUGAGUGGACUCGAGUGGAGCUCUUCUGGCGUACAGCUGAGACACCCCUCACCAUUCAGUUAUUUGUCAGCAAUUAGGUUUAUUGUCUUCUUUGUACCUAAAAAUAGAAAUUAACUCUACGGUUGUCUACUUUGUAAGUCUUGGUGGAUCACAACUCUUACCAAUCCAGAUAAAGUUGGGGGUAAAAAGCUAGUCUGAGUUUUAAGGCCUUCAGACCAGUAAAACCAACGAAGAACACAGAGGAAAUUUGUACGUUUUUAAAAAUGUAGUUUCUUAAAGGUACAUGGGUCUCUGAACUUUAAAUGUUUGUUUUCAGACUACCUUGUUGGUUGGUUUUAACUAUGUGGUACGCCAAUAGGUGAAUUUAUAUGAUCACCUCUAAUUAGAUUAGAAUUGAAGAAACGGCACAAUCAGCUUUUCAAGAGUAUCUUGAAGCAAUAUGGCUAGGAUACACUGGGGUGGCCAAGGAUAUACCUGGGCCACUAAGAAUUUACCUGGGUGGUCAUGAAAAAAGCUAGGCUGCUGAGAAAAUACAUGCGCGGCUAGGAGUAUACCUGAGAAGCUGCGAGUAUACCUGGGUGGCAGAGAACAUGCCAGUGGGCCAAGGAUAUACCUGGAUGGCUAGGAAUCUACCCAGGAGGCUGCAAGUUUACUUGGGUGGCUGAUAAUAUACCUAGGUGAUUGAGAAUGUACCCUUAAACCUGUGCCCAGUUCCUGUCCUUGUGUGGGAAACACUGAGACUGAGAAUAUACCUGAACACAGAAGAGUGUGCCUUGCUGGCUAGCAAUAUACCUGGGUGACUGGGAACAUACCUUGGUUGCUGAGAAUAUACAUGUCUGGCAGGGGGUACACCUGGGGGUCUGGGAAUAAAUCUAAGCUGCUGAGAAUAUACUCUGAUGGCCAAGAAUAUACCUAGGUGACUGAAAAAAUAUCUUGAUGGCAGAGAAUUUACCUUUGUUGAAGAGAAUAUACCUGUGGGCCAAGGAUAUACCUGGGCGGCUGAUAAUAUACCUAGGUAAUUGAGAAUAGACCUAAGGAGGAAUAUACCUCGGUGGCUGACAAUAUAUCUUGGUGGCUCGGAACAUACCUUGGCUGCUAGGAAUAUACAGGUUUGGCAGAGGGUAUACCUGGGCAUCUGGGACUACAUUUAGGCUGCUGAGAAUAUACCCUGAUGGCCAAGAAUAUUCCUGGGUGGUUGGGAAAAUACCUUGAUGGCAGAGAAGAUAUCUUAGUUGAAGAGAAAUACCCAUGGGCCAAGGGCCAUGGGCGGCUCGGAAUUUACCCAGGGGACUGCAGGUAUACCUGGACAGCUGAGAAUAUACCUGUAUGGCUGAGAAUAUACCCAUAAACCCAUGCCCAGCUCUUGUCCUUGUGUGGGAAACACUGAGCCUAUGAUUUGAUUUUUGAAAAUCUAAUUGGGAGCUCCUGUUGUUUCACCUCAUAUUUGGACCCGUUUAUUUGAUUUAACUGGUGGGUCCCCUUGAAAGGCCUCCCCAGUCAAUGGCUCAUCUACUUUGACUGAAACUAAAUUGUCAGAGAUACUUUGUUUGUGUCUGCAAAAUUUUGAAAUAUCUCGUUGCACAAGUUGACCUCGGUUAAACUCUAACAGAUAUCUGCUGCAUGUGGGCAUGAGGGAUGAUGUGAACAAGAGUUUGUUGUUUCCUAUUAGUGGCUGAAAGGGAUUUUCCUCCCUUUUCUUCUGCUUCUUCUUCUUUUUCGGCUGUUGGAAUUCAGGCCAUGUUUCUUGCGGGGAGUGUUCCAGCAGAGUGUGUUUGAAAACACCGCGAGCCGUCUGCUGUUUGAUUCGCUCAGAAGAGGUAACAAAGAUGGAGACGAUAAUCUGUCCCUCUGUUCCUUCUGUUGACGCUGACAGAAAUCCAGGGAUUUUACAGGGGAAUGUUUUGACAUGUGGUCGAAGGUAUGCAACCAAGAGCGCAGGGCUGGUAAACAGUGCCGAGAUACUCCCUGCAUUCCUGUAAAGGUAGCCUCCAGUAGCAAUCUGCUCAGCGGGGGGUAGAUGAGGAUGCCAUCAGAUAGAGAUGCUAUUGUCUCUACUGUGUGUGUGUGUGUGUCUGUGCGUGUGUGUGUCUUCUGCCCUGACUUGCUUCGCUAACUGUCCUAACUAACCAAAAACACAUGUUGCGUCGAACAUUGUACACAAUGGAGCAUAUUGAUGAGAGAAAGUAAAGAAUGAGUGUAUUCAUAAAUCUGAGUUUUUGAAUCAAGGGCGGGAUGGAAAAGGCAAUUUGUGUUCAUUACUUUGGGAUCAUUUAAUCAAAUUAAGUCCCUUGAUGAGAGAAAAUACCAGAAAAUUACUACCUGCUCUUUAAAUGUUAGUGUUUACUCUUUUUUUCUGAGGGGAAAAGGGAAUAUUUUAGGGUGUUCUCGGAUCACUGCAGCCAAACAAAUAACCUUAAGGAAACAUGAUGAGCUUAGAAAAACCAGUACAGAAACUUUUUGACAUUUUCAUCAAAUUAAAAUUGAUGGACACAAAUCAAGAUACGGUUAUUUAUCUGCCAAGGGGCGUCUUUAUCUCCCUAGAUUUUACAGUUGUCUUAAUAACUCACCUUUUAGUCUAUGAAAGUUUGAAAAUGAUAAUUUAUUUAAGAUAGACCAUGAGAAGAUGUCAUUACUAAACACACCAAACCAUAAAAUGUUUAAACUACAACAACAAAAUACCACACUGUCUCACACUGGAAAACCUGGAAAGCAAAAGUUGUAAUUAUUGUAGCUACGAACAAUUACAAAUAAGUUUAAGUUAAAAUACAUUUAAAAUAUCUUACUUUAAGUUUCACAGUGAAAUGACAGUUUAACGUAAGGCCAGUGGCAAUACUCAUGAUCGAAAGAUACAAUACAGCGCAAUGAUAUGAUAAAAUACAAAAUGUUAUAAAAGUAAAAUAUAUGAAAAUAUAUAUUAUACGGCACCAUACAAUAUGAAAUGAUACAAUAUGAAAUGAUACAAUAUGAUAUGAAAUUAUAUGACAUGAUUUUAUAUGAUAAAAUAUUAAUACAGUUUUAUAUAAUAUGAUAAAAUAUGAUAAAUGAUAUCAUAUGAUGCAACAGGAAAUGAUAUCAUAUGAAAUUAUAUGAUGAUAUGUUACAAUAUGAUUCAAUGUAAUACAGUGUGAAAUGAUAUGAUAUGAUUAAUAUGAUGAUGAAAUUAUAUGACAUGAUAUCAAAUGAUAAAAUAUGAGAAAUUAGAUUAUGUGAUGCAACAGGAAAUGAUAUGAUAUGAACAAUAUAUGAGAUUAUAUGAUACAACAUGAUAUGAUAAGGCUCAAUACGAUUUGAUACAAUAUGAUUCAAUAUGAUACAAUGAGAAAUGAUAUGAUACAUUAUGAUAUAGUGAUGAUAAGAUUUGUUGGAUGGGAUUUGAUACGAGUUAUACGAUAUGAGAUAAUACGAUACAAUCUUAUAUAUGAUAUAAUAUGACAUGAUGCGAUAAGAUAUAAUAGAAUAUUGUACAAUACAGUUACAGCAUGAUACCUCAUAGAAUAAUGGACACAUCAGUUCUCAUGGCCCAUUAAUAGAGUCAUAUCACAGUUAAAAAACCUUUAAGACAAUCAUAUAAAACCUGAACACUGAGAAAUGUUGCAGUCAAUACUUAAAGUUGGAAAGUAACAAGUAGAGAAGUGUGUGUGUGUGUGUGUGUGUGUGUGUGUGUGUGUGUGUGUCGGGCGGGGCAGGAAUGUCUCUAUCUCUGAUCUGUGGAGCCUUUAGCUGUUUCUUUUAGGCUACGUCUGCAGGCUCACACACUCACACACACACACACACACUACAAUAACAACCUCUGUGUGUGUGUUUCUACAUACGUGUGUGUGUAGCUGCUUCAGUACAGUGACUCUCUAAUAUACAGCGUAGUUGUUACAGCAGCAUUAAUGUGUGUUUCUGUGAGUUUAGGUGUAAAUAUUAAAGAUAAAUGGCAGUAAAGGGAGUCGGGUUGUGUUUUGAUAAGUGUGUAUUCGGGUGUGUAGAAGUCCUGACCCCAGGCUGCUGCAGUUGUUAUUGUUUUUGUGUGACGCUCACCAGGGGGGCAACACACACACACACACACACACACACACACACACAUGCACACGGACAGACACACUCAAAUCAGCCGUGUUUUUCUUAACUCUCAGAUUACACCACAGUUGCAGCUUCAGGAACCCUGUUGGGUCUGUACUUUGCUGAUUUGGGAGUCCUGACCCAUAUAUCCCGGUUUUCCCCGAAGGAUCGGGCCCAGAGAGCCUGACUGUGCUUUUUGAAAGGGGUUUUAAGCUCAUGCAGUGACUUCCACUACAGAGUCAUGACGGUUUUCAGACAUCUAGAAACUUCUCAUGGUUUCUCACCAAGAGGAAUGGAACGCAUUCCCGUCCUCCUGUCGUCUCCCAUCACCCACAAUCUCCGGCUCCCAUCUCAGACGCUCUUUUCAUCCCACUUCUAAUGUGAGGGAAGUUAAGACUCGCCAAGUCUCUUUACGUAACCUGACAGGGACGAGGCGGGAGAAACGAAGGAGUGAAAAGAUGUUUCCCUCAGACGCCGUGAGAAAGGGAAAAAGGAUGCGAAACAAAGAGAGUUUUGUGUCAUUUCAGACCUCAAACUGGGUUCACCCACAAGAGGGGACCUCAUCGCACAGCGGAAUUUAUGUGUGCGGUGCAUACUUUGGUUUCGGGCAUGGCUGCGUCGCAAUAAACUGUAAACACAUAAACACAGAGUCGCUGAAAACACACAAGUUGUGCCGGUACAGCUCUUUUUAAUCAGGCGUAAUAGCUGGGAAACUGCCUCUAAUGUCGAAACUAAUCGCUGAUGUGCGACGAGGGGAAAAUGUCACAACUAAAACAAGCAGGAUGAACAGAGUCUGGAUAUGAAGACACAAAAAAGGAUGAAAAUAUGGGGGAAAAGUGGUGAGACGGUUUGGUUCAGGGGGUUGUUUUAAGGUUGUUUGGCUUCAGGCUGAUAGAUUAUAGAUGGACGGGAUCGGGACGGAGGGAUACGAGAUCAAAAGAUAGAGAAGGAGGGGAAGGUUUCAGGUUUCUGGUCACAGCUGGCAGAUCGGUGCUUCCCUGCGUUUAUGAAUCUGUAAACUCACUAACAAUCGUGUUAUUGUUGAGGGUUGUCCGCGAAUGAUGAAGUAUUUUCACGAUCUAAACCAGCUGAGCCUUCGCACCGAAAUAAAAAGGACACAUCUGAACACACUCGAAACCUCGAUGGGAGUUUCUGGUGGAGUAUGGAAGCCAUUAGAUCCGGUGACCGGCGCUGACAAUGGCACGGGUCAAAGGUCGGCGGCCUGGUGUGACCAGAGCCGCGCCAGAUUGAUCCAUCAACGUCAUGUAUGUGUGUGUGUCAGUGUGCGUUUCCCCUUUAUCUCGCGCACACAAGUGCACACACCUAAAGAGGGUGAAACAUUAACUUCCUAAUGUGAACUAAAUGACCUUGUCCUCUCGACUCAGUCCGGCCCCUCCCCCCACGCCGCCCUCAUUCUGGACUCUAACAGGAUAUGUAGUUUCAUCACAUCACUAACAGCUAAAUUCCACAGGAUACGGAACGGCUGUGCUCUGCACUGGAACGGCAGCCUGAUCAAAUACGGAAGCAUUAUAAUCAGUGUGCGUGAUUCCACACAAUCCGUCCGCCGUCCGGCUCUCCUGUGGAUCCGCUCUGGCAGUCGGAUCAGAUACGCAAGGCUUCUAUUUUUGCCGGAAUCCGCAGCACAGCACAUCAUCGGUAAUACUGGAAGCGCUUCUCCUUCACUUCCGGCAGCGGAUUGAAUCCGGUGGGCGCGGUAUGUUUAUGUUUUUGAUCCGCCUAUUGUUGCAGAUCUGCAUGCGGUGGAAUCCCGGCGUACGACUGAUGCGCACUACAGGUGUAGAUGCUGAAAGUGAGCUAAACAGUUUAGUCUUUGGUCUCGCUUAGUCUUCACUAGAUUAUUUGUCAACAUUUGUCAAUUCAACAGUGCUUAUUGCUAGCAUGUCUUUUGCAAUACAAUAAGCGACUGCAUCUGUAAAGGCCUUUGUGUCUCUUCAACGUUUUGUCGUAAGGUGUUGCGCUAGAGAAAGCGGACUGAAUGGUCGACUGCCAUGAGCUCCUUGCUCCGCUCAGGGUUUGUAACCUUUUGCAUUGGUGUUGAAAAAGAUUUGAGGUAUUCCCCGACUUUGCGAGAACAUGUACUGGACAAAAUUUGCAGUGCACAUUACUGUGCUUCAUGUCCGACCUCGAAAAACCAAAAUACCUCCACACCACCGACGUUUUCUUGCCAGUGUUGUUGACAAUGUCAUCAUAUGCACGAUAUGUUUAGCGCUAAGCAAACCCGGAGCAACUCCCCUUUUCAGAUUCGUACCGUCUACCAAAACAUGGCAGAAUGCCGACUAUCGAAAAGGGUAUUGACCAUGUUUUAUAUUGAUAUAUUGAGAAAUUAAUUUUUGAUAUAUAUUGUUACCGUUUUAUUGCCCAGCUCUACAGCAGGGGUACCUCAGGGAUCAAUGCUCGGUCCCCUUCUUUUCUCUAUAUACACUUGAGGUCCUAAAAAUCAGGUACUUCAGAUGUCUACGUUUGUCUGAAACAGCUGACAAACCAAGUUUUCCUUCAAGGACUCUGUGUUUUUAUGAGAUCCAGCUCUAUCUGCGUACUCAGAAUUCUCCGAAGAUUGUUUUUUUCCAGUUUCUGUCCUUGUGAUAUUUUGUCGGAUUAUAUGUCCUGAACGGCUCGGCCUGUUUAGAAGACUGCUCUCUUUGUGUUUAUGUGUGUUUUCUUUGUUUGGGUUAUCUCGAAGAAACAUCGUGGUGUCCUCGUAAAAACUCCUCAAAGAUCUACUGACUUCAAUUUGAUCUAUUUUGGUCCGAGAGGUGGAGGACGCUCCUGAAGAAGGACUUUAUUUAUCCCCAUGUGACUCCGGAGGAUCACACUGUUCAGACGUGUGUGUGUCGGGCUCUUGUUGGAUUAGACACACUCAGGGGUUGUCGUGGUGCAUUAUGGGAGCUGAAGUGUGUGUUUUUAUGAUGUAUUGAUCCGGAUGACGGCUCAGGGUUAAGGUUUGACAGGUCGGCGUUUCUGCAGAACCCGGGGGGUUUUAGUCACGGCGCAGCGGCGCUUCUUUGCCGAGGAUUCUGGGUAUCGGAGCUUUGAUGUGGCCGGCAUCUCAGAGUCUUUAAUGAGGGGCUUGUUUUCACAGAUUAAGUCCGGUUUUAAUGGAAUUAGUGGAGAUUAAGGUGGUUAGAACAUCUCUGGUGUGGAGAAGUCGAGGUUUCUGCUCUGGAUUUCCCAAAAGUCGGCCGUCAAUCAACUCUGUGGGCGACUCAGUCCUUCAGUUUAUCGCAGACUUUGUGUAUUUCUUGUAUUUUUCAGGGUCUCCAUGUCUCCUCCACUUUAUUAUAAAUUCAAAAACAACCUUUUCCUCGUCCAAACUGAUUUUCACAAACUCACAUAUGACAUUAAAAUACUUUUUAUGUUCGUUGCCUCUUUAAAAAAGUUAAAUCUUUGAGUUUAGACGAGUAUCCCCCCGUUUUCUGGCUCCGUUUCAAUCCAGAGAGUCGAUAUGAGGACUUUUUAAAUUAGAUUUGACAAUAUUUAGACUCAUCUUUGGAGCGCAGCUUAUGAAAACAUACAAGCGAGGAGACUCGGCAGAUAGUGUCUGCAGCGUGUUUGAAAUAAUGACUGAAAUAUUCUGGAUUCAAACAAACAGAAGAAGGAGAAGAAGCCGAGGCUGCCCAGCGUGGAGAUGGACCGCCGUCACAUCAGGAUCCGGUCCAUCCUGGUUGUGGACUGACACGAGUGUGUGAGGAUAAAGCAGAGUGUGUGUGGAGGAUGGAGGGGAGUGUAAAAACACGGAGGAACAUUCCUCGCCGUCCUCCUGAAACAGAGAGACUCUGUGAAGACGAGGAGAGAGGGGUGUUUGCUCACAUGUCGGUGCUCGUCCAUGUGACUCCACCGCAGGAAGUUUCUGAAGCUCCAUGUGUGAAAUUCAGGAAGUGGAUGACGAACAGAUCGAGCUUUAGGAGAGAGGAGUCUGAAGAGAGUCGAGGAACAAAGAUAUAAAGAAAAAAACAUGUCAGGUUUCUUUUCCUCUCUUCUCACCUUUGAGUUUCAUUUAUCUACAUUCUUCUCCCUUCUUUUCUUUUUCUCCUUCUUUCCUUCUGUCCUCCCUUCUUUCCAUCCUUUCUUUCUCCUCCCUUCAAUCUUUUAUUCCUUCUUCUCAUCCUUUCUUCUAUCCAUCCUUUGUAUUCUUCCUUCCAUCUUUCCUUUUCUUUCUCUUUCAGACUUCCUUUCUUUCAUCCUUUUAUUUUAAUCUUCCUCUCAUCCUUCUUUUUGCUUUUUCCAGCUUUCCUUUUCUUUCCUUCUUCAUUUCCUCUUUCCUUAUUUUCUUUCUUUUCUUACCUUUAUUCUUAUUUGUGUCCUUUUCCUUGUUUCCUUUCUUCCUCCCUUCUUCUCAGUAUGUUUAAAAUUAUUCUCAAACAUUUCCUCAUCUCCUCUCCUUGUCUCUUGUCCUUGUCUCCUCUCCUCUCUGUUCUCACUCUUGUAUUGAAUUUGAUCAGUCUGUGUCAGUCGUCCUUUCCUUGUCUCCUCGUCUCCUCAUCUCCUCUCCUCUCCACCCCCCUCUCCCUGUCUCUUCUCCUUGUCUCCUUGUCUAUUCCCCUUGUAUCCUUUCCUCAUCCCCUCUCCUUGUCUGCUCUCCUCAUCUCCUCUCCUUGUCUCCUCUCCUCCACUCCCCUUGUCUCCUUGUCUCCUCCUCUUGUCCCCUUUCCUCAUCUCCUCUCCUUGUCUCCUCUCCUCAUCUCUUCUCCUUGUCCCCUCUCCCUGUCUGCUUUCCUCAUCUUCUCUCCUUGUCUUCUCUCCUUGUCUCCUCUCCUCUCUUUCCUUCCUUUUGUCCUUGUCAGUAGUCGUUUCCUUGUCUCCACUCCUUGUCUCCUUUCCUCAUCUCCUCCCCUUGUCUCUUCUCCUUGUUUCCUUUCCUUGUCUCCUCUCAUCUUUUCUUACUCUUUACUGUGCCAGUAGUUGUUUCCUUGUCUUCUCUCCUUGUCUCCUCUCCUCAUCUCCUAUCCAUGUCUCCUCUCCUUGUCUCCUUUCCUCAUCUCCUCUCCUCUCUUUUCUUACUCUUGUCUGUGCCAGUAGUCAUUUCCUUGUCUCCUCUCCUCAUCUCCUCUCCUUGCCUCCUCUCCUUGUCUCCUCUCCUCUCUGUUCUUAGCAGUCCUGGAUCUUCUCCUCUGUCAGGGGCCGCUCUGCUGCACCCUCACCCAGAGAAAGUGUCUGUUUUUGGGGCGUCACAGUCCUGUCUGCUCCCUGAAAUGACUCCAUGGACAGAUCGAAGGACUGAGACGCUCCGCCGUCCGUCUGCGUUUCUUUACACUAACACACACACACACACACACACACACAUCUGCUGCUGCUGCUGCUGCAGCUUUUCUGCGUGAGCGUGGGAGCUUUUUCUCUUUUUCCGUCCUCGCCGCUCCCCUCCUCCCGCCCUGAUAAAGAGGGCCUUGUGUGAGCGUGGGUGUGAGGAAGGGAGGAGAGGCUCACGGGGCUCAGACUGGAGGGCAGAGGUUGACGGAGGGUGUGUGAGCCAAGAAGAGGGACGGUUCGGUCUGUCAUAUGUGCAGCAUCACUCUGCUAAAAGACAGACACUCAAAACUCAGAAACGUUUCGAUGAAAGAGAUGACUUCAUGGAGUCUGACACCAAAAUGUCAGGAAAGAGCGAUGAGUUUCACCUCCUUCUAUUUUGAGCUCCUCGAUCCAAAUACAGAAACACUGUGAGGUUUUAUUUAAAGACCAGGAGUUAGACCUCCUCAACCCGCAGACCUGCUGCUUUCUGCUCAUCCCACGCACAGGCUGAGAUUAUACAGGACUUCAACAUCGACCUCAUUGUGGAGAGUGGGUCAAACAGCCGGUGACUCAGACCGGCUCCAAAAACCAACCGUGUAAAUUAAGGUGAAUUCAAAGAGCGUCCAAGCAGGACGUGUGGGAGAAACUGGGCUCUACCUUCAGAGCUGAACCAAGAACCUGGAAUCAAACACGGCGUCCAGCUCCAGCUCCUCAGCCUGAGUAUUUCCAGGUUCGAACCGCCGUUUCCAGAAACCUUUCCGCUGACGCUUUAUGUUUGGGAGCUGAACGGUGGCGGCGCAGACAAAAGCUGGAGCUGGUGUUCAGCAGGGGGUCCAUGGAGGGGGGUUCUCAUUGUCCUGGGGGAGCGGAGAAGAGGUUCCUGGAGGGGGUCUUUGCCUGUCAGGUUGACGGCUCCAUUUGAAGCAGGAGUCGGGAUCCUUUUGGAGUCUUUGGAACCACUUAGAUCCUCUCUGCUGCCGCUGCCUGUUCUUGUCUCCUGGUAGAUGGUGUUGAAACAUACUACGGCCGAGAACUGCCACUGCUUCAAAUAAAAAAGAACGCAAAAAAAAGGAACCACAACGGAAGUUACAGAUGCAAAAAACAGAAACCGAAGCCCGCUGCAAAUAAAAAAGAAACAGUGCGGGGAAAAAAAGUUUUAAAAAAGCCAUGACAGUAGUUAACGAUGCAAAAAAAAGGUACUUACUGCGUAAAAAAAGGAUGCAAUUUGAAAAAGCCACAAUGUCCUCAACGAAAAUAACACUGCAGAAUAUAUGUUUAGUGUUGAUUGACGAAAUGAUCAUGAAUUUGCAACUCUGUUCGUAGUCCACCACUAACUUUUUCGUUUAUUCUCGUCUUGUCAACUUAACGCACAUUCGUCUCGUCACAUUUUAGUCAUUUAAGACUUAUUUUUAGCUCAUCAACGUCACGUCUUCGUCAUGGAAAAUGGGCGAAAACAACACUGGUGCAGAUAAACAUUUUUAGAAAAAGCCAUGACGGAAGUUAACGAUUCAAAAAAAAAAAGUUGUGAUGAAAAAAAAAAAAAUUAAACGAUAACCUUUCCCCUAACUGCUUUUCUCGUCUUCUCGCUGUCGUCUUCUGUGCCUAGAUCGUACAACACCGAUGCAUCAUCAUUAUUGGUCCUCGCAAACUCACUUCCACUGUCGCUUUUUUUAUUUUCAACAAUUUUAUUUUCUCAGUAAGUAACUUUUUUUAUUCCAUCGUCACUUUUUUUUUGCGUCGUUAGCUUCCAUCGUGUUUUUUUUUUUUUUUUUUUUUUAAUCUGCACUGUUUCUUUUUUAUUUGGAGCAGGCUUUGAUUUCUGUUUUUUUUUGCAUCGGUAACUUCCGUUGUGGCUUCUUUUUUUUAUUUGCAGCAGUGGCCGUUCGUAGACACCGUAUAAAGUCUAUAAUGCAGAUCUAUAUUACUGUGCAUUAAACAGAUCUAUAUUCAUACGUUUGAAUCCAGAAUGAUCCUCUUUAACCAGAUGACACACUGAUUCCCGUCUCUCAUGAUUUCCUCUGAUUUCUUUAUGUAAACACGUGGAGAACAGUUUCCUUUAGCUCUUGGCAGCAUGUGUGUGUGUGAGUGUGUGUGAAUAUGUGUGUGUGUAAGUGUGUGUGUAAGUGUGUGUGUUAAUCCAGAUUCAAGUAGCUGCAUAUCCUCACGCUGAGAGAAAUGACACGAAGUUUCCCAAACUUUCCUCAUUCCCACAGCGUUUGACAAUCUGUUUUGUGCGUAUGUGUGUGUGUGCAUGUGUGUGUGUGUGCAUGUGUGUGCGUGUGUGUACGCGCACGCUGUCCGCUUUCAGACUUCCUCAGAGCACGCAGCUACUCAUUUUCUCUGUCUCGACCUUUCGGUAAUGGGAGGUUUAACGUGCACGUGUUUACAGAGGGCGCCGCCUUACAGUGGACUGCACAUACACACACACAUUCAUACGCACACACACUCACACACACAUAGACAGAUGUGCACUGUAAAAUAAACUUGGUUAACUCCUGCUGUUUUAUAUAGAAGUGCAGAUGUUUGCUGUGUUCAUCAUCACACACAUGCACAAACACACACACACACUGCUGCAGGACAGUUUUGCGAUAAAGACGUUGUUGUUCUGUGUUGGUCAGUGUGUGUUUGUGUGUGUGUGUGUGUGUCAGGUGAUAGUGAGGCGAUGACAACCUCCGACCAACGAGGGGAUUCCCAAUUUUUCCAGAGCACAAUAAUGAACACACACACACAAACACGCGCACUAACACACACACACUAUGAAGUCACCUGGUACACUAAAAAUAAAAAGGUGUGUCUGACCUGUGUGUGUGUGUGUGUGUUUGUGUGUGUGUGUGUGUGUUUCAGCUAACAAGAGAGGGCAUUCUUCUCCGUCUCCCCCGCGCCUCGGGUGACCUCACCCUGUCUGGACAUCUCACUGCAGCAUGGCACACACACAAACACACACAAUUACACGUACACACACAGCGAACUGGCAUGUAGGUCAGACUUGAGUGAAACUGAGUGAAAUUGCUCUGAAACUGACCCAGAAACGAGUUUAUUUAACGCCGUAAGAAGGACUGACGUUGGUGAAGUUUUUUCUAUCGAUGAUUCAGGGAGAAAAUUUUUAAUUUGAGUUUAAAAAAAAAGUUGUGACGAGGACCAAAAGAAGCCUUAAAGGGAUAUUCCGGCGUAUGAUUAAUUUAGGGUCAAACACAUCGUAACACCGAGUUAGACACCUAAUCCAGAGAUGAAUGUUGCCGACCGUUUACUUCUCUAGUUAUACCAACUUUAGUAAUGACAGCACGAUAGCAAUACACAGCAGUCUGAGGAGUCAUAAACAAACCUGUAAGGAUGCCUAUCCCAGGUUCAUACCAGAAAGAAUGGAAGGUCCACACGAAUGGUCAGUUUGACAAGCUUUACUGGUUGCAGAUCUGGGUUACAGCUUCAGCAUGCUACAAGUGUAACAAAGAGUGGUCCAAGACCAUUCAAGUAUAUAUAGUGGUUCACAAUUCUAAACAUACUGUUGGUAUUUAGCUGACCCUAAGAGAAAUCCAUGUACGGUCAAAACAAAGGACAACAUGUUUCAAAAGCCUUAGAUGAACAUGUGGAAGGUCCCAAGAAGGAAAUAUCAUGGCAAACAUAGUUUGGGGACCUACAUGGUGUAAAUAAUGUGUACAGGGUUCCUUGCUCAGGGAUGGUUGGAGGAGGCCCCCCGGCUCCAGCAAUCUAACACCAAAGUGUCUGGGGUAGUUGAGUGACACAGCUCCAACACUCUAGAGGCUAGUAUGACUAGCUGAAGAAACUCAUCCUAACAGUCCUCCCUUUUUUUUUUUUUUUUUUUUUUAUUUCCUAUGUACUUUUAUGUUAUUAUUUACAGUUAUCACCUGACCAGGGUCUCUUAAAACAAAAAGAUGGGUUGAAUAAACAAAUAGAAGAAGGGUCAGCCACCCCAAACCAGCCCACAACGGGCCGUAGGAUUUGAGGCUGCCCUCUACCCUAGACCAACGACUGAAGCACCUAAACCCUACAAAACCAUGAACAAAAGCCGCGAAAACAAACCUUGUCAACCCACCUAAAGAUAAAAAAGACUAGUCCUAUAUUUUAAGGAGCUAUGACACUCAACAGGUCAGUAUCAAAUUAACCAGUUUCAGGCCUCCCCAUCCCUGAAUUCUUCAGAUGACUCAGAUGACGAAGAGGAGGAGAGCCAAGGUCCCUGUACGGAGGGGGAAGGGAUACAAUCCUUCUCCAUCAGGAGUGUAGUCUGCACGAAAGACGUACUGACCAUAGAAGAAACAGAUUUCAUGAUUAGUGCACGGAAAAUGGGAAAACAACAGCACAUCACAACAGCCACAAUCAAAAUAAUGACCAUAACUGGACCUGCAAUGCCCAUAACCCAGGCAUAGAAGGAGCUACCUCCAAAUAGGGCUGAGAUAUGAUCCCAAGCCUUAAGUCCAGUAGACCCCCCUGUGAGGCGUGCAUCUUUAUUGGCAGUGACAAUUCCCAUAUAGAUGUCUUCCAGAUUCUUAAUGGCUAUCGUCAAAUUGCCCAUUCCUUCAGAAUCAGAUGGUAAGUACGUACAACAGCCUUCUCCUACAAUGGCACACACACCCCCUUGAGAUGCCGUCAAUGCAUCUAAAGCAACGCGAUUAUCCGAGGUAAAACGGCGGAUCAAGUCUAACUCAGCAUAUAUGGAAUUAAAACCCUGCAAUGUGGCAUUUGCCAUUAAUGCCAAGUCAUGCCUAGUAAGCGCGAUAAGAUAAUGAUUCGUAUAUUGUAAUUCCGUGUUCCAAAAUAAGGUACUAAAAACCAAUUGUGAAUGUGUAUAUAUCUGAAAAUCAUCACGCAAUGCAUAAUAACGUGUGGCCAAGUCAGUGGGGUUUGAGUUCUUCAAAUGGAUAUAACCAGUAACUUCAGACAACUCUCUCCUAGAUCUUGUGGAGUUGAAGUGUUGUGGUGCGUAUUCAACGGGCUCCACAAUGUAGGUUACGUCAUGUAACAUGCAUAGACCACACCUACCCCUGAAACGGGGAGGGAGACUACUCCAAACAUUGUUACCACAACACCAAUAAAAGCCAUAUGUAUAUGGAGUGCCCAUCAGAGAUAAUUGGGCGUAAUCAGUAUGUGAAUUAACAAUAAAACGGCACUGGUUAACCUUUAGAAAACCCAUAUUCUGCCCACCAUCAGUGAGGGAUUGACCCUCUAGACAAACAUCAAAGAUGUCGGAUGGAUCUACCGCUAUGGAUGAUUGAUGAGGGGUAAUAGACAAGUCCGAGGUUAUGUUCAAAAGAUAUUUAUUGUAAAACCCAGAACACAUAAGCAAGGAUGGAUGAUUUUCAGGUACGUUAAAUGAUGUUGCAUGUACAUGGAAAAUAUCGUUUCCAUUUUCUUGACUAAUAGAAAUAUUGGAGUAUAUAACAUAUUUUACGACCUUGUUAAGAAAGUUCUUGAUUUUCUGCACUGAAUGCGUUGUCUUACCUAAAUGCAUUUUAGUAGGUCUGAUAACAGGUCGAAACUUGGAAGAGUUAAUGUCAUGUGUUCUGGUUUUGGGAUGCAUUUGUAUGACAUAUUGAUAUGCCAUGGUACACCACGAAGGAAGUCCUUUGGGACCCGUGAGUGAUUUGGCUACCAGUGCAAAAAGAUCUUGAGUAGAUACAGGGAGCAGUGAACAAGCAUAACAAGAAUUUCUUGUGAAAGUUCUAACCCGCUUCUUAAGUGAUUGGUACCAUAAAUUCGAUUCAAAAAGCUUCUUAUUAUCCAGAUUCAGUGCUAAUUCCUUAUAUUUAAGAUCCUGAUUAUUGUCUUCAAUCGUUGAUGAUGGGUUUGCAUCUGUGUCUAUUUGCGAGGGCCAUGCAAUUACAUGUGAAUCUUCAGUACCAUGGACAUUGUUAUCAAAAUUUAUAGUUUUAUCUGACCAAUAUGGGGCACAAACUCCUUGCCAAUAAGGGGGUAUAUAAGUAUGAAGAUGUUCCCCACACAUCCAAACCACGUUGUCUAAUGCUGGGAAAGGGUUAGACGCCAUUAUAUACAGUAUGCGUGGACAUCCUCGGACUGACCCAAGGAUAUAAUCUAUCUUAGAACCAGUUACAGGAGAAACACAAACCGAUGGUAGUAUUUUUUGAGAUGCUUUAAGAAUUAAAGGCUUAAAAUCCUCAUACAUGUCAAAAUCUAAAUGUACAUAAAAACCAGGCGUCAUAGAUUUCCAUAAAUUAUUACAAAAGUUAACUGUGGGAUACGAUGUCAUGGUAUGAAUAGGAAAAGGUCUUGCAUCUAUCGUCUCAUUAUUUUGGGAUUGGUAUUCGACAAAUAGAUUUAUAGUUUGAGCGUUUAAUUGUAAAUAAGUAACAUUGUUUAUAUUAUAUGGUUUAGUCGCUCCUGCGGGUGUCAAAGCAUAAAACAAACAUUGUAUUUCAUGUUCACUGAGGGGUCGGUUAUUAAGAAGACCGACAUCUAAGUAGGGUGUGUGCUUUAUUGGCUGUUUAGUCAUAGCUCGUUUGACAUGCAUCAUGAUCCGCUGAACUGCUUGAUCACUUUUCCCUUCCUUUUUCAAUAGUCCUUCAAAAUCCAAAUCUAACCCACCUGAAGGUAUGGUGCUGCCAAUAGUGCCAUAAAGGAGGGUAUUGCAUAAUAUCAAUCCACCGAGAAAAACAUAUAAGAUAACCACAAUGUUAACGAGUGGAUGCAUAGAUGUGUAGGUGUAGGUUGCCUUCCUCAAUCGGGUUAGGGCAGUCCAGAACCAGGAGCAGUUGACGGGGGAACCGCUGGUGGAGCCGCUUUGAGCCGUGUCGCAUGUAUCCAUUGUGGAUGGCCCUUAACCUUGACUGCAGUGCCCGUGGUGAGGAGGACUUGAACCGCAGGUCCGUAUCGUGGAUCUUUUCCAGUGGGAUUCAGGCUGCGGACCAGAACGUAGUCGCCAGGAGAAAAGCUAUGGAUCGGCUGCUCUGAAGGCGACGGGAUGGAAUUUAUAACCUGCUGAGAAUACUUGGCGACAAAAGAGAACAAAAGUUUUACAUACUCCUGUUGUGCUUCUUGUAAGCAGGUCAAAUUCAUGGCAGAGUCUGUAGGGACUUGAAGACAUAAAGGAAAAGGCCGACCCAUCAAAACCUCAUGGGGAGAUAAGCCAGUAGUUUUGUUUGGCAUAGCCCUUAUCGCCAAAAGAACAUGGGGAAGAGCCUCAACCCAAUUCAUUUGUCUACCCUGAUGGAAUUUGAUGAUCUUUUCUUUAAUUGUUCUAUUCAUGCGUUCGACUUGCCCUGAACUUUGAGGAUGGUAGGGGACAUGAAAGGUCCAUUUGAUACCUAAAGUUUGAGCAAGUAGUUUGGUCACCCGUGAGGUGAAAGGGGUGCCAUUGUCUGAAUCGAUAGAAGUGGGAAUACCAAAUCGUGGUAUCACAUGUUCCAUUAAGCAUUUAAUCACUGUCUGUGCGUUUUCCUUUCUAGCAGGAAAUGCUUCUGGCCAUUUAGAGAAUCUGUCGACAAUAACCAAAAGAUACGAAUAUCCUCGACAUCGAGGCAUAUGUGUAAAGUCAAUUUGUAGACACUCAAAAGGACCGGAAGGUUUGGGGAGAUGCCCAUGUCGUGGAGGAUGCGUAUUAGGAUUACAUCUUGCACAGAUAAGACAACGUUGGAUAAAUUGUCGAACUCGUUUUUCCAAUCCAAUGGUAAAAAACAAUCGAGAGAUGUAGUUAGUCACCGCUGAAUAACUAGAAUGUGUAACCCCAUGAACAAAAGCUAUGAGUGAAUCAUAUGCUAAUUCUGGGAGGGCAAUUCUUUGAUCAUGACAUUUCCAUAAGUUAUCGACGUCCUUAUAACAGCCCCCCUUCUGCCAUCGUGUAAUCUCAUAAGGUGAGGCUUGCCCUUGAAGUGAAACAAGAUUUCAUCGUAUAGGGAGGGUCAGAGAGUUGGAGAGAGGGGUAAUGAGAGACCAUCCAAGGAGAGAGGGGUGCAUUAAGGGCUGCAUCUUUAGCAUAUUUGUCGGCUAAAUUGUUACCCAGAGCAACUUCCUUGUCAGAUUUUGAAUGGCCUGUACAUUUUACAACUGCGAUUUGAUCCGGCAACAUCAUGGCUGCAAGCAAUUCUUUGACAAGAUUGGCGUGUUGAAUUGGUUUACCAGCAGUGGUGACAAAUCCUCUGUUCUCCCAGAUUUUACUGAAAUCAUGUGCCACAGAAAAAGCAUACUUAGAAUCAGUAUAUAUAGUUACACUCUUAUCUUUAGCAAUUUGGCAGGCUCUAGUUAAAGCUACUAACUCAGCCGCCUGAGCAGAAGAAACUGGUAAUUUGUAGGAUUCUAGGCAAUGGCCUUGAUCAUCUACAAUAGCGUAACCUGAAAGGAUAGUUGAAUCAUCUGGUCUCAUUGCAGAUCCAUCACAAUAGAGGACUAACUCACCAUUAUUCAAUGGUGUCUGUUGCAAGUCUGUUCGUACGCUAGAUGUUGAAUUGAUAAGGUCCAUGCAAUCAUGUUCCUUGACAUCAUCUAUGUCCUUAUCUCCAUGUAAUAAUGACUUGAGAUGUAUGGCAGGGUUAGUAUGAGUUGCUGUAGAAAUGGUCAGAUUCUGCGUUCCCGUCAAAAUAUGUUCAUAAUUGCUUCUUCUCUGACUAGUCAUAUGUUGAGUUGUUAUGUUAAGAAGGAUGACAUUGACCGCAUGUGUGGUGUGAAGGGUCAAAGGAUACCCCAAAACUAUGGUCUGCGCUUUUUCAACCAUCAUUGCUGCAGCAGCCACGGCUCGUAAGCAGGGGACCAUGCCCUGUACAAUCAACGGAAGGGAUUUGGAGUAAUAUGCCACUGGUCUCAUUCGUUCACCAUGCGUUUGUGCUAAAACUGCAGAGGUGACUUCCCCAUUGUCUGACACAUAUAGAUGGAAGUCAAGGUUAUAGUCCGGAAGUCCCAACGCUGGGGCCGUGCACAGGAGGUACUUGAUAUGACGAAAGGCAUGUUUCAUCUCCUCAGUCCAGUUAAUAGCUUCAGGUGCAUCUUGGAGAGUCGACCUCCUUAACACAGAAUCAAAAAAGGCAUAAUCCGCCAGCCAGGGUCGACAAUAGUUCACCAGUCCCAAAAAGGAUAACAUGUCAGUCUUCAUCCGAGGUUUUUGAAUAUCCAUAAUGGCCGUCACUCGUUCCGGAGAUAAAUACCUGCACCCAGCUCGCAGAACAUAGCCCAGAUAGUUGACCGAUUCCUGACAGAAUUGGAGCUUUGCGAGGGAUGCUCGGUGACCUCCGUCAGCAAGAUGUGUCAAUAAUGCCACAGAAUCUUGAAUGCAUUCUUCUUCAGUCUCUGAGCAAAGAAGGAGGUCAUCGGAAUACUGUAGAAUACAGGAUCGACAUGGCAAGAUUAACUGAGACAAGUGCAUAUUAACAGCGGCUGAAUACACAACAGCUGAAUCAACAAAUCCCAUAGGCAAUCUGGUCCAAACGUAUUGAUCAUUUUUAUACGUAAACGCGAAUAAAUCCUGUGUAUCUACAUGUACAGGGAUUGAAAAAUAGGCAGAGCAUAAAUCAAUCGCUGUAUAGAAUUUUGACUUUGCGGGCAACGCUGUUAGAAUGGAGUUGACAUCAGGCACUACAGGGGCAAUAGGAAUUACGGCUUCAUUAAUUUUUCGCAAAUCUUGUGUGAAUCUAUACCUAUUAGUUCCAGGUUUAAGAAUAGGAUUUAUCGGGGUGUUGUUUUGGGAGCGUCGUUUAACAAUCACCCCUUGUUCCAGAAGACUUUCAAUUACCGGUCUUAUGCCGUCUUCUUUUUCUUUUGAGAGAGGAUACUGUUUAACAAACACUGGGUAUUUCUUAGGAUUAAUUUUAGCCUGAUAGGGUGGCACAUUCAAUAAUCCUACAUGAUUUGCAUGCAAAGCCCAAAGUUUAGAAGGUACAGCCGCUAAAAUCGAAGGCGGUUGCAAUAGGAUUUCCGUGUGGUCCAUAAGAGAAAUCAAGGGUUUGCCCGUUGUUUGCAACAGUUUGAUAAAGAAAUGCGUAUGUUCAGGACCAUAAGACCAGAUGAUGUAAUCCUUAUUUUGAUCAAUUUGAUCAGGUGUCCUUUUUAGAUAGUCUUGACAGGAAAUCAAAAGAUGGUCAAUAUCCCCAAAAUCAGUUCGAACAGCACAGAUAAAAAAAUGAAGAACCCCUUCCUUGUUUUUCCAUAACAGUACAAGACCUUUUGGAGACAUAAAAAAACGCUGUGGAAGUUCCUCCAUGUCGGUAGGUUCAAUUACUUCAUCAGAAAAGGGCAUAUUGACCGAUUUCAAAUGUAUGAUCAACGCCGCACUAGCAGCCUGACAAGAUGCCAAUUUCUUGAUAUUUGUCAAAGUAAACAGGUCAGGGAUAAAAUCACAAUUUGUCAAUACACUGGUGGCAUUAUGUGACACUUCAACAAGAUGGGAGAAUAGCUGAUAUGUCUUGUCUGCUGGAAUAUAGACUUCAAUACCAUCGGGUGAACACGUAAUGACCGCAUUCAAUUUACUUAAUAAAUCCCGUCCCAAUAAGGACAUCGGUGUUGUAGCACUAACAACAAAUGAAUGUUGCAGUUUGAUGUCAUCCAAAUCAACAGGCAGUGGAACGGACAGGGGCUCUCGUUGUGGGACUCCAGAGAUACCGACAGAUUGAACAGAGAGGUUACUCAAAGGGCAACUUAAGUCCUUUUUCCUUAAACAUGAUGUAGUUGCCCCGGUGUCAACUAGAAACUUAAUAGGUUUACCAGAAACUUGCAUACUUAAUUGAGGUGUCUCCGCUGGUUCAUCGGAAACAUGGAAUUGUGGAGUAUUUACAAUUAUGGUAGAGUAAUCAAGUCUGUUCAUGUCCCACAACUGUCGGUUAUAUCAUUGCUUCCACAAUAAGGAAGAAGCCGCCCCUCUGUCCGGAGGACCCUGGGUUGUGGAAUGACUUCCAGAUAUCAUCCUUUGUGUAUUGGUCUGUGGAGAGAAACCAGAGGUCAUAUGAGGAGGAUAAUAGGGAGGCAUUUGAUUUAUAGGCCCAUAUUGUGAACCUUGGGCCCGUUUUAAGGGACACUGUUUUACCCAAUGUCCAACUUCAUAACAGUACAGACAACGAUCAUUUAUGUCCAUCAUUCUUCCUCGUCCCCGUCCUCUCCUCCCUGGGGGAAUAUAUUCACCCCUCGGGUUGACCUGAAAAGUAUCCGGUGGAUACGGAGAGGGUUCAAAUGGCCCUUGCUCUCUGUACCGUCUAACAUUUCCUCGGCCUCUGGUCAGUUGUACAUGCUGGAAUGCAUGAACGGAUUCUUUUGCGUCGGCACCUAGUUGGACUGCUUGUGUCUUAUUUUUGGAUGCUGCAAAGAGGCCUAUGGCAUCAAGUUCUCUAACUUUCUUCAAAAGUCUAUUAGGAUCAUAGGUAUAAAUAUCGGGUGCAGUCACUCUAAGGGUGUACGAAGCAUUUUGAUCCAAUCCGUUUAAAAACAUAGAGGCAAAGAAGGGAUCCUCUUCUUCCUUAAUCUGUAAUUUGGCUUGCUCUUUCCAGCAUUGUAAAAAUCUAGAAGCAUAUUCAGCUAUAGGUUCAUUCUGUUUCCGUUUACAAUUUAAGACCUGGGUAAUAUCCCGGUCCUGUGCGGCAUUUUUCUCAAGGAAUUUAGUAAGUUCAGAAAUAUGCUCAGUUUUAUGGUCUCUGCUUAACCAGGGAUACUUUCCCUCAAUGGUCUCCUCCCCUUCUACUGGCCCAUCAUAUUGGUACCGUAAGGUAUCACAUUCCGCAAUUAGAGUAUCUAUUUUGAUGUGAGGCAUUAGUGUGGCAAGAAUGUAUCUAACAUCUCGUCCGGACAGAGAUGUAUGCAUUAAUGCCGUGGUCCACCAAUUCAUAAAGGCUGUAGGAUUAUUCAGCGGUGACGGAGCAUCUCUAGUAAUCCGAGAGAUAUCAGUGAGAGUCAAUGGUUUAUCCAUGACACGAUUAUCGACAGUGAUGAGUGGUGUCAUCAGGUUUACUUCCUCUCUGGCAGAGGAUAGGGUUCCCAGCUCAUUACUCUUUAUGUCACUCAACCGGUGCUCAAGGAAUUUACACACGGCCUGUGUCUCAGCAUCAGAGAUUUUUGAGGUAAAAGCAGUAAACUGCCUGCUACCAAUGGGCUUUGUUAAAUCAAGUUGAGUCUUAGAAUCUGUCUCAUAUCGGCGUAAAACGGAUUUGAAGCAGUCAACUAAUGUCUUUGAUAAAUCAUUCAGUGAGAUAUCAUGACCUUUCUUUAUUAUUUUAAACAUGCGUUUAAAUUCAGAAGCCAUGUAUUCUCUGACAUACUGGAUUUUAGCGCUAUGAGCUUUAUCUUUGUCCAGCAUGAAUUUUUUGCUUAUACUUUCAAAAGUUUUUUUACAAUUUUGGAGGCAUUGCUCAAUGCACUCGCUCUGAAACUUUCUCAUAGCAAGAUUCGGCUCCCCUACAUCAGCAAACAAGACAGUGGGGCGGAUUCGGGGCACUGACCCUGGCUGUUCACUUUCUUCCAUUACAUGUAGAAAGAGCCAGCUGUCAUCAUCAUCACUGUCAUCAUUUACAUGUGCACUGGGGAGGGUCAAAUGUGGAGGCAAUGACUCUGGGGAGUUACAAGACAGUGCAACCGGACCGUCACCUUUUUGAAGUUGUAAUGGGACAGUCUUCUGUGUCAUAGAAAAAACACUCCUUUUCUUUUUCCUUUCUGCUUUACUAAUGUUACCAGGAAACUGAUUGGCCAUGGAGGCCCAAACAUGAUACACUUCUGUCAUGUAAUCCAUAUUCCAGAGAGGAUUGGCAAUAGCGAUAUUAUCUAUCAACAAUUCGCGUACAAUGUUUAAUUUCUUUUUAUCAAAACUGCCGUCCUUCGGAAAUCGAUUAUCUGUCCAUUCCGCUAAAUUUGACAAAAAAGGUUCAACAUAGUAAAACCCCAGUUUCAUAUGCAUCCACUCCCUAGCGGACAUCAGAGCAACAGGCUUAACUGGAACCGUGUUCGACUGAGGAGCCUCUUUUAACAAUUCUUUUAUCGCUUUCCUUUCUUUUCUGGGUAAGUCAAGCUCAGAUUUAUUUUUAAUCGUGCCCGGAGGCCCUUUUAAUUUGCUGGGUUGUGAACCCAUUGUUAGGUAAAUGUACAAUAAUUAGUAAAACUAAGACUACUUGUUAGUAUGCAAAGCGUCAAACUGUUUAAUUUGUGUGACCAUAUACAAAUCCUUAUUUAGGACUUUCAAAUGUCGCUCAAUGUAAAGAGAAGCUGCUAUGGGUCGAUAUUAUUCAAUACGUAGAUUUUCAUAUAGCAAAUCACCCUACAACUGCCACUGAAUAAAUCGGGGCCGUCAAGCGGUCAGUCCGUUCAAACAGAGACAGAAGUACCUGUUAAUGACUGAAUCGGGGCCGUCGUGCGGUCAGUCCGUCAGACUAUUAAACAGUAACAACAAUAACACAACCGCGUCGUCCAACGACGUCUUCAUAUAAAAAAACCAGAAGUACCACUCUGCUAAUGACUGAACCGGGGCCGUCGAGCGGUCAGUCCGUCAGACACUUAGACAGAAGUACCAAUAACACAACCACGUCAUCCAAGGACGUCUUCUUAUAAAAAACCAGAGGUACCAAUUCCAUAUUUCUCAACAUAUCAUCCAAGGACUUCAAUAUCUAUUCUUGUCUCUCUGGACACCUAUAUUCACACUAUCCAUCUACUGCGAGUGGGCCCACCCUAAUAUUGAUUAAUAUCGACACAUCUCAGCAAGCAAAUUCAGGGAACUAUUAAUGUUGUAUUAAAUUAAAUACAUUAUCCAUUCAGACUAUCAAAAGUUUAGAAGCCAAUUGUAAAAGGGCUACUAGGCAUCCCAUAGCAGAGGUAUCUUUUUAAUGCUCAAAUCAGGUAAGCAAUACAAUCACUAGUGGAUUGCAUAAUUAAAGAUGCUUACCUUUUUUUGGUGAUUAAUCCUGUUCGUGACGCCAAAUUGUAAGGAUGCCUAUCCCAGGUUCAUACCAGAAAGAAUGGAAGGUCCACACGAAUGGUCAGUUUGACAAGCUUUACUGGUUGCAGAUCUGGGUUACAGCUUCAGCAUGCUACAAGUGUAACAAAGAGUGGUCCAAGACCAUUCAAGUAUAUAUAGUGGUUCACAAUUCUAAACAUACUGUUGGUAUUUAGCUGACCCUAAGAGAAAUCCAUGUACGGUCAAAACAAAGGACAACAUGUUUCAAAAGCCUUAGAUGAACAUGUGGAAGGUCCCAAGAAGGAAAUAUCAUGGCAAACAUAGUUUGGGGACCUACAUGGUGUAAAUAAUGUGUACAGGGUUCCUUGCUCAGGGAUGGUUGGAGGAGGCCCCCCGGCUCCAGCAAUCUAACACCAAAGUGUCUGGGGUAGUUGAGUGACACAGCUCCAACACUCUAGAGGCUAGUAUGACUAGCUGAAGAAACUCAUCCUAACAAAACCUCAACCAAAAUGCCACUCUAUAGCCACAAAUAAUGCUCAGAACAGCACCUAACUUCAUCGCUUGUUUGUAGCGAAACCUCAGGCCAGUCCAUUAUGGACUACAGCGGGGUUUCGCAGCUCAAGGAACAACAUUUAUGAUCAUUUUUCAUGGAAAUGCAAUCAGACUGAGACACUAAGGCAGAAGAACUACCACGUCUGCAGUGUAAAAUGAUCAAUAUGGUGAUUAUUACUUCAAGAAAAUGAUAAAAAAAUGAUCCUAAAUGUUCUUCCUUGAGCUGUGAAACCCCGCUGCGGUAAUGAACUGGCUGGGAGUCUAUAUCAGACUCCUCAGACCGCUGUGUAUUGCUAUCGUGUGGUCGUCACUAAAGUUGGUAAAACUAGAGAAGCAAGCGGUCGGCAACAUUCAUCUCUCGACGGGGUGUCUAACUCGGUGUUGACGUCACAUCCCUCUGAAGAGGACAGGGAUGCAGAGGUGCUCACGGCAUGGCUGGGAGGACGCCGUCGACGCUUAUUGAGUAACUCGAUGUAAAACUAGAAUAAUCUUUUUAGUCUUAAUUUAAUCUUAAUUGAAUGUGUGUGGGAGCAGCUUGUAAAAGUGUGAUGGUCCGACAUGAACCUGAACCAACAAACACUCGCACACAGAAAACAAACGUCCGUCUGCUCGGCUCAUAACAGCAGCCUCUCUUCUUACUGCGCUCUAAUUAAACACAGCAUACCUGCCUGCUGGGGUUAAGUUUAUAAAACCUCCUCUUCCUUUAUUUCCUCCUUUUUUUCUCACAUCUGUUUUCUGUCUGAAUCUUACCUUCUUCCUCAAAAUCAGAAUAUGACACUAAGACGUCUUUAUAUCUUAUGGACUUUACGUUAGCCUCCACUCCUCUUCAUCACUUCAUCCUCAGCUCGUAACGCCUCGUCUUCCUCCCUGUUAUCUGUGUGAAAAUAACUGACGAAUUUGGUGCGUUAAUAGUCCAAAAAAGGAGGUUUGAACCCCGUGUGAGUGCGUGUUCGAGUGUUCAACAUUGGCGCUGUUUGUCGUUCAUUUUUGAUAAAUUGCUGGAUAAUUAGAGGUCAUUUUAUUGUUGUGUAUUUGACUUUCUUAACCAUGUGUGCUCUGUUUGGGAACACUUUUUAUGUGUGUGUGAACAGUGUUACACAUUCCAGCGCUGAAGCCGUCCCUGCCCCUCUGGUUUGUUUUUAUAAUGAAAAACUCAUUAGAAACAAAUGAACGUAAACACUGUGUCCAAUGCAUGCAGCUCACGCCACAGGCUCUUUUAGUGUAUAUGUUUAGAAAGUGUGUGUCUAAGUGUGUGUGUGCGCGCCCUCUGUGGUUUGGGAAUGUAUGGGAAAAGCUGCAUUUUCACAGGGUGUUGUCAAACUAUCCUGGUAAAGGUGGAAACAGAAAAGCACAAGAGGUUCUGGUGUAUUUUGGUAAGUGUGUGAGAAUAAGAAAAAGAGACCGCUACUGGGGAGUCUGGCCUCUCUAUUGGUCGAUGGUUGUAAUGGAAACUUUUACUGGGGAGCUGCUAGCUGAGCUGUCAUAAGAUCCAGAUCUCUGUCUAGUAAGGUUGUGUAAAAUUAUCCCCAAGGUAGAUUUAUUGAAGUUUUAAAAAUGUGGUUUAAGAAGUCACUCAGGACUCAUAGCAGAAGGGGCUGUGAGCUGAGCUGCAGCUUGCUGUACAUCAAUCUUUUUGCCAUGGCUUGGCAUCCUUCAGUCACUGAUUCCUACAUCACUUCUUCAUCAUGCCCAGAGUUUUUCCUUGAAGAAGAAGUGUCCACGAAAUGCUUUUUGGUGGGGCUUUGGGAGCUGCUAGCUGAGCUGCUGCCAACUUUGCUGGGCCCAUUUACCUAAAGAAAAAGAUCCAUAUUUCUGACAAGGCAAAGCUUCUUGUUGGGUUUUGUAAAAUAUCCUCAAAGGUAGAUUUAUAUAGGUUUUAAAACUGUGGUGUAAGGAGUCACUCAGAACUCAUAGAGGAAGGGGCUAUGAGCUGAGCUGCUGCUUGCUGUAACCCAUCUUCUUGCCAGGCUUUCUGUAUCCUUCAGUCAAGGAGUCCUGCAUCACUUCUGCAUCAGUUUCUCCUUGAAGAAAAUGUGUCCUCAAAAUGCUUUUUUGGUGGGGCUUUGGGAGCUGCUAGCUGAGCUGCUGCAAACUAUGGCUAGGCCUGUUUACCUUCCAGAUCCAGAUAUCUGACAAGGCAAAACUUCUUGAUAGGUUUUUGUAGAUUUAUUCAGGUUUUAAAACCGUGAUAAAAUGAGUCAAGAAGAGGCUGUGAGCUGAGCUGACGAUGCAUAAAAUCACCUUAUUUUGCAAGAUGCCUGGCAUGUUUUAGACAAGGAUUCCUCGAUCAUUUCUUCAUCUUUCCAGGAGGUUUUUUUCCUUAUAGGGUUUAGGGGCUGCUAGCUGAGCGGCUGCUACUUUAGCUAGGCUUGUUUGACUUAAAACAGAUGAUUCAGUUGUCUGAAAAUGUGAGGCUUCUUGCACAGUAAUGUAUCCAUACGUUUUCUUUUUACAGAGCCAACACAAGAGAAACAACCAUUCUCGCACACACUCAGCAAGCGGCAGCUCAGCUCACAGCCCCCCCCCUGCUGUCCUGUAUUCUAGUUAGGUAAUAAAAAACAGUUCUUCACUUUUCCACUAUAGAGAUCAAAAAUGUUAGUAAAGUGAGUCAACACAUUAAAAAGCAGGAGGGGCUGUGAGCUGAGCUGCGGCUUACAACGGGUUAUCUUCCUGCCUUAGUUUGCUGUAGUCAAAGAUCCCCUUUAUGGUUUUUCCUCUAUAAGUUUUUUCUCCGAGAUUCUACUUCAUGGGGCUGUAAGCUGAGCUGCUAACCUUGGCUGGGCUUGUUUAUCUAAAAAGUUAUAUCAGACUUUGAACUUCAGAAAGGUGUAAAAAAGAGUCAAGACUUUGUUUCAGUAUCAGCAGUUUUAACUUAUCCGCCAGAUCUUGCUCUGAAUUCCACUCCAUCAAAACCACUUUAAGAAACAAGAGCUGCAAGAAACUAUAUGGAAACAUACAGACCUGACAUAAGAUGGUAUUAAAACCAAGUAUUGUGAUAAAUCUGCCCAGUUCAGAUGUGGUUUCCUGCCUCAGGGCUAGGCCUGGACGAUAUAGAAAAAAAGCAUAUCGAUAAAAAAUAAAUCAUAUUGAUCGAUAUCGAUAAUUAUCGAUAUAAUUAUUAUAAUUAUUUAACAUAUAUUUUAAUUGCAGCCCUGGAUGUUUUAUGCUAUUGCUUAAUGACCUACUUUUAAUAAAGAACACACAAGCACUGAAUUCAAAUUCAAACCUUUAUUCAACCACCUUUUUUAUUUUACCACAACUGAAAGUUUUUUAAAAAAGAACUAAAAGAAAUCAACUUAAGUGGCCUGAGUGUCAUCAGUAAAUACUGACAAACAUAAAGACUUAAGUGACCAGAAAAUCUGAUAAAUAUUUAAAUAGUCUUUUGAUGAAAAUAAACAAAACAAACAAAUAUAUAAAUAAACAGAAUAGCUUUAGGUGGGAAUAGCAUACUACCAGUUUUAACUGUGUGGGAAACUGCCCACAGCCUGGUGUCUGAACACUGAAAUAUUUCUCCCGGGGUCGGGAGAUUUAUUUUUUUUAAUUAUCAUGUGAUUGACUUGAUACACAAACUAAGCACGAGAAGCAGGACUUAUCCACGCCGGUGUUGUGUCGUAGAAUGCACCCCUGCCGAAUGCACCCCCUGCUAGUAGCCAUGAUCCAAAUACUCGCGUCUUUGUAAAAUAUGAGCUCAUUUUCUUCCACUUUAAGAAGCGAAUGAGUGGACGGGAUGCAGGGGUGCAUCCUACGGCAAACACCGGAACGUAUUUCCUCCGCACCCUUCUCACCUUUUCAACCCCUGACCCGUUUUCAUGCCUGAAGCGCUGUGUUUGAGAAACACUUGCGGCCGGGCACUUCAUAUCGCGGGUCGAGAGUGGCUAGAAGCUGGUCGAAGCUAGGCUUUUCAACGGUAGUUAUUAGCAGUAUGUCCCUCGCUAUGGAGCAUGUUACUGCAUGGGUGAUGUCCUUAUGCCGCUCGGACGCUUUGUCGUAUUUUGGCAAGAAACGAAGUCCAGUUUGGUCUGCUUCACAUGCUUUGUGCUGGUGCUGGCAGCGGUUCCAGAGGAUUCCUCCUCCGACGACGUGGAGCCGCGGCGCGGCCGACACAGCUCGUACUCCUGCGGCUGCGAUCGGUUUAGAUGGUAGAACAAGUUGGUUGUGUUACCAGACUUGGUUUUUACUAAUUCUCUGCAAAUUUUGCAAACGACCGCUGUUCGCUUUUUGUCAGACUUCUAAAAACCAAAACAUUGCCAUGCUGGUGAACUACUGAAACCUUUUUUCGGGACAAUGUCCUCCGCUUCUCCUUACUGUAUCAUUUUUUCUAAUACACGUGCUGUCUGUUGUGGUUUGAUAGGGGCUGGGCUUGGUGCCGUAGCGUACCUGGGUCUGCGUUUGUGAUUGGUUGGGAGGAAGCAAUGACUGUAGUAAAAGCUACAUGAUAGGCUAUGAUGAAAAAGAAAGGGAAACUGUGUUUUUCUAUCGAACUUUUUAUCGACCCGUUUUUUUUCUAUCGCACCACACGUCUAUCGAUCGAUAUAUAUUGUUAUCGAAUUAUCGUCCAGCACUACUCAGGGCUUUCAGGGUUUAGGGAGGAAUCACAGCAGGAUUGAAUUUAAAAAUAUUAACCUUUCAAACCGGUUGAAAGUGUCGGCAUUAGGCCCAGGAGAACCCGGCAGAGAGCAGGAGCUAAUAUAUGAAAGAUCUCAAUUUAUGUUUGAGUUGGCUCCCUGUGCAAAGUGCCCCACCGUGCUCAUAUAAAACCCUCCAACCGUAAAAAUCAGACCUGUGUUUCCAUGAUAUGCAUUCCUGUGAUUUCUACAGCAGCAGAACAAGAAUGUAUGAAUGAAUGAAGGAACGAUGGAGCAGGAAAGAGGAGGAGGAAGAAGUCUGCUCUCCAUUUCACACUCUGUAAUCAGGAAUUUGUUCCUUUAAAUGCCUCUGAGCGCCUUUGAACAGCUUCUGUGGAAAGUUGAAUUCACCGAAGUUUGAUAUCUGAUGAGGAGACGCCUUAAUCUGCCGGGAGACAGAGCUGGUGAAUAAAUUUGAUUUGCACAUCAAUAUCGAUUUCAGCCUGUUUCACAACCAGCUAGAAACUCCUUACAGGAGCUUUAAAAAACAAACACAUAUUCACCACAAUUUAAACCACCACAUUCGACCCGCUUUUCUCCUCCUGUCAGAAACUCGGUCAGCUGUUCAUCUGUGUUGUUUCUGUCUUAAUCUCACCCCUCAUGUUUUUCUUCGACUGUUGUUGUGAUUUACGACCGUACUCAAACCUCACACCACAACGACCGCCGGCACGCUCAUUUCAGCGUUUCAGCUCUCUGCAGCCUGUGAAAAAAACACGCUCAGUAACAUCCCAGCGAUGCUUCAACAACACGAGCUUCACCACAGUGUGAGCAGCAGUCCCUGAAACGCUCACACAUGCACACACAAACACUCUUUUAUAGGGGAGUGGGACGGGGUCCUGUGGGCUGUUUGGUUCAGGCUGUUUUGGAGGCUUUGUUGCCAGGGUGAUAGAGACAGUUUACCAAAAAUGUGUUCUAGAUGCCUUUGAUCAGAGCCAUAUCCAUAACAACAGCCUGUUCUUCAUAUUAACGUUCUGCUGUUGAAAAAUAACAGACUGGUUCAAUGGAAUGGUUCAGCGUGCCUUUGAUCAGAGCCGUAUCCAUAGCAACAGGUGUUCAUCAUAUUAAUGUUCUGCUGUUGAAAAUAACGGACUAGUUCGAUGAAAUGGUUCUACGUGCCUUUGAUCAAAGCCAUAUCUAUAGCAACAGCCUGUUCUUCCAAUCAAUAUUCUGCUGUUGAAAAAUAACAGACUGGUUUAAUGAAAUGGUUCUACAAGUCUUUGAUCAGAGCCGUAUCCAUAGCAACAGUCUGUUCUUCAUAUUAACGUUCUGCUGUUGAAAAAUAACAGACUAGUUUAAUGGAAUGGUUCUACAUGCCUUUGAUCAGAGCCGUAUCCAUAGCAACAGUCGUUCUGCUGUUGAAAAAUAACACUGUUUCAAUGGAAUGGUUCUACGUGCCUUUGAUCAGAGCUGUAUCCAUAGCAACAGUCUGUUCUUCAUAUUAACGUUCUGCUGUUGAAAAAUAACAGACUGUUUCAAUGGAAUGUCCAGAGACCAAUCAGAGUUGAGCAUUAACCCAGCUGUGUAAUGAUGUUUUUUUGUUUGUCUGCAGAUCGAGGAUGGAGGGAAGGCGGCGCUGUGCAAGAAGCUCAAAGUGGGUGAUGAGCUCAUUAACAUAAAUGGAUCCGCCCUCUACGGCAGCAGGCAGGAGGCGCUCAUCCUCAUCAAGGGGUCGUACAGGAUCCUGAAGUUGGUGGUCAGGAGGUAGGAAUCAUGUUCGCUCAUAAAUUAAAAAAGAUUUAUUCACUGUAUUCCCUCAUCAAACGGACGCAUGUUCGCUGCCAGUUGUUUCCUCCUCUUGAGUUUUUCUGCUUUGACUCACCAAAGGGAGUCAAAGGUGAGGGAGGAGACGAAAAAAGGAGUCGACUCGUGUUUUUCCUGGUCCAUUAGAAAUGUGCUAACCUGACAUGCAAACACACACACCAAGGCCCCCUGCUCAACAGGAAGUGACCUUUGACCCUCAGGGUGUUAGAAGGAAAGCUGAUAAGAACAGGGAGGAGUGAAUGUCUGGGAAUGUGGGUUGGUAAUCAUGUGGAAUGGCACUGGGAGGGACGCAAACAACAAGAGGACAACAAGAGUUUCAAUAAUGUAUCAAUAAAAAGAAACACCUCAAACUUAACCCCCCGCUGCAUGAAAUACUUGAUUCUGAUUGGUCGAAAUCCAAAAACAGGAGUAAAUCUCAAAAGAAAAGCAAGAUGCCUGGCAUGUUUCACCUUGCCUACAAGAAGAUUAUGGAAACCUAGAGAUGGUUUUAAGUGUGUCUUAUAUUCCAAAUGUUACGGUAAGUGAGUCCUGUGCUCCAAAUUUUACGGUAGUUUAUCGUAAUGGUGUUCCAUCUAAAAAGAUUUGGAUUAUCUCCAUUUUUAUUCACAACUUAUUUACAUAUUGACAGUAUUUAAAUCCAUGAACUCUGAACUCCAACAGUCAGGGGUGUCAUUGCCCCCCAGUGGACACAGGUGAAACUGCAGCACUUGCUCUGAAAGUCAAGUUUUUACCUUUUUCACCUUUUUAACCUUGUGUUUCGUCAUUUCUCUGCUGCCUUUGAGUCUAUAUGUUCCCGACUCUUUAACUGGACUCAGACUAAACUCCGGUAUGGAAUAAGUGAACGGUUCGAGAACAAUCUGACUCUGUCUCCUCGGACCGUUUCAGACAGCUGUUUGGCAGCAGCUCGGCCUGUUCUGGCUUUGAAACCAGAUCAGCCGUCCCAGCAGUCAGAGAGUUUUCCUGCUCCUGUUUCUGUUUCAGGAGAUGGGACCCCUGUCUAAUUCAGUUAGACCCACACAUAGACACAGAGGACAGUUACACACUCCCUUUCACACUCACAGACAGACAGCGGGACACAUAAACAGACAUGUAUGUGUUCAGGAAUGCUCUGCAUUAUGAGCAUGCCACCCAGUCGAGUCCACUGUGUGUGUCAGUGUCUGGUAUGUGCUGCAUGUCUGAGUCGGAGGGGUUUUCCCAACUCUGUGAGAGUGUGAGUGGGUCUGUGUGACCCGGUGGGAUUUGAAUGGAUGAGAGUGCCAAGUCAGCAAAGUGAACAUUAUGUAGCAAGCAGCUUUUCAUCAUUUAUUAACGAUCAAGAAAUCAAAGUUAAACUGAUUUCUUAAGAGUUUGGUGAACAUAUUUUUUAAUGAACAAAAUGAUGGAAAUGAUACGAGUCAGGAGGUCGUAGCAGGUGUUGAUUGGGACUUUACUGAAACUUAAAGGGAUAUUCCGGUGUAAAAUUAAUCUAGGGUCAAACACACUUUAACACCGAGUUGGACACCCCCCUUGAGAGAUGAAUGUUGUCGAUCGCUUACUUCUCCAGUUAUACCAACUUUAGUAACGACCGCACAAUAGCAAUACACAGCAGUCUGAGGAGCCAUAAACAAAUCUCAACCAAAACGCCACUCUAUAGCCACAAAUAAUGCUCAGAACAGCACCUAACUUCAUUAACAGGACAUAUAGGGUCACAGCCAUAGUACUAGACACCAAACAUCUUUCUAACUUUGACUAAUUUUUUUAGCAAAGAGAUUAAACACAACUCACCUACUCUCUUCCAGCAGCCGCUUGUUUGUAGCGAGACCUCAGGCCAGUCCAUUACCACAGCGGAGUUUCGCAGCUCAAGGAAGAACAUUUUUGACUGUUACUUUAUCAUUUCCUUGAAGUAAAAAUCAUCAUAUCAUUUUGUUUUGCAGACAUGGUAGUUCUUCUGCCUUAGCGUCUCGGUCUGAUUGCAUUUCCAUAAAGAAAUGAUCAUAAAUGUUCUUCCUUGAGCUGCGGCACCCCGCUGAAGUCCGAAAUGGACUGGUCCAAGGUCUCACUACAAACAAGCGGCUGCUGGAAGAGAGUAGGUGAGUUGUGUUUAGUCUCUUUGCUAAAAAAGUUAGUCAAAGUUAAAAAGAUGUUUGGUGUCUAGUACUAUGGCUUGGACCCUAUAUGUCCUGUUGAUGAAGUUAGGUGCUGUUCUGAGCAUUAUUUGUGGCUAUAGAGUGGCGUUUUGGUUGAAUGUGUGUUUUUAUGUGGUUAAUUCCCUCUUAAUGUCGACAUAAAUCUGUCAUUUAUACAUUUAAAAACAUCUUAACCCACUCAUGAAUUAAACUCACUUUGAUUGACACCUUUCAGAUGCUAAUAGCCGGUCUCAGCUUCAGUAUUUGGGUGGGUCCCCGCUGCACUUUGACCCAGACUGUGUGCCAGCCGGGUUUCCCCUCAUUAGCGCAGAAACAAGGAACCCUCUGGAAGGUUCUGUGGCGUCUGCUGCCAGACUUUACACAUACACACAGCUCGUUUAGGGGUGAUGAAACGCUCACGCUCGCCACACUUGGCUCUCGGUGUUUAGAUUUAACUGUGGAAAAAGCUGUCGGUCAAAAGCCAGAUGUCGUUACCACCUCGAUUCAAAAACACGCGAUUAAGAGCGUGAAAACUUUGUGACGUAAUUUUGGUUUUAAAUACAUUUUAAGUCGCCUUAUUGCUGUGGCACGUGUAAAGCUUCUUUGACCAACAGAUGAACGAAAAAGAGAGACAAUACAACAAUAAUAAAAAGUCGCAGUGGAAGCAGCUGUGCACCCCCUAGAGGUAAAGGAGGGUAUAACUGCCACAAAUCGGCACUGGUGCCAACUACAGGCAUGGGGCGGCAAAGUCCAGUUUAUUUUUACGCAUUAUUCCAAAUAAUGUGAUAUACGUUUGUGUAAAUUUUGGCCACUUGGGAGCGGUAAAACCAAGCCGGAAAAAAAAUAAAUAAAAAUUAUUCGAAAUUAUGUUAGUAUAAAGUUUUUGAUGACGGCGGUGCAAGGAAACGAAUAGAGAGCGUGUUGCAAUUAGCUAGAACGUAACACAACACGGAUAAAGAAACAAAAUCAACACUGCCACCUAGUGGUCAGGAAUUUAGUCACAACCUUUACCACAGAUUCUCGGAUGUUGACGAACUUUUGGUUCCAAUCUGAAUUUCGCCCUUGUGAAGGUUUUCUUGGGGUGUCCCGAUACGACUUUUUUACUUCCGAUACAAUACCAAUAUUGUACCCUUUAGUAUUGACCGAUACCGAUAUUGAUCCGAUUUUGGCACAAACUUGUCUUUUUCGGAUUUUAAAGAAAAAUACUGCCCCAGGACAUCACUCCUACUUCUUGCUACUUUGUUAGUAUCUUAGUUCACACUGUUGUUGCGAUUUCGUGGGAUCUUCAAGCUGGAGUGUCGGAGUGGAGUGCUUGUAUCGGAGUGCUGAUAUUGAAGACUUUCGAUGCAUAAUCCGAUAUUUGUCUUUUGGCCGAUAUCCGAUAUCAAUAUCGUAAUGGGACAGCCUGAGUUUAAACUGUGCUAUUCUCACAGUUAGUUUCUUGAAAUCCAAGGCAUGGAACAUCAGCACCAAAGGUUCCCCCUCGUACAUUUCCUGACUUUCGUAGCUCCGUUUAACGUGAAACACCAGGCGCUUGUCUAAAUCCUUCGCCAAUCAUCGUUGGAAUUAUAUGACUAAACUCCUGUCUCAUUAUUCCCUGUACUUACUUCUGGUUCCCUCUUCACCCGAUUAUCCACGAUGGCUGCCUGCCAAACAGUUUCUGCCAAGCUUCUGGGUAUGUUUUUCAUACGUGUUAUUACAUCUGUGUGGACAAGCAUUUCACUAAGUGUCUGUAAUUUGUGUAAGUGCCUCCUCUGUUAUUCUAAGCUCAAUUAAAAGUCACUAAAUCGAACUUGAGAGGGGCAGCAGCUACUAUUUCUGUUACCCAGCGCGCCGGUCUCGGACUCUCCGGGAAACGACACCAGGGUUCCCCCUGUACAGUACUCCACUUUACAGCAGGAGACCUUGAGAAUAAAAGGUCUUCUUUACCGAGGGAACCAGCUUGGAAAAUGUUCAUAUUCAAGUUAAUUAUAUGAUGUAAACGCAGAGGAAGGAAAUGAGGAGCUGGCGAGGAGAGUUGGUGAAAAUGGUGCUUUUGUGUAGAUCUUAUGCUAAAGUUUGGCAGUGAAAGUUUGAAAAUGGAGGCAUGUAGGGGAUUAAAAAAGAGAGUAUUGUUUCUGACAGGUUUCUGCGACAUUAAUGAAGAGUUGUGUAAGACAGGAAAUGAAAAAACAUUUGAGUCUCAUGUUUUUUGACUCCUCCAAGGAUGGAGUUUAACUCUCUGAUCCUUGUCCAAACAUUUCUGCUUCUCCUUCAGUUUCUGUAUCAUCCAUUGUUCGGUCUUUUCCCCUCGGUGUUUCACAGCAUUGUCUGAAUAAAAUACAUUCGAUUGAGACUCUCUGUAUUGUCCGGUGCUGCUGAAAGCAGAGCUGGCCCUUCAGGCUAAAUUUGUCCAACCACAGGAAUUUACUGGGCAGCCCAGCGGUCGAGUAAAAGAAAGAGACAGCAGUGUGUUUGGAUCUGUUCGACUUUAAAUUCAGGAGAGAUGCUUUAUGGGCUUUUUAACAGGCAGAGUGAUACUAAAAAGAGACCACAAUGCCAUAAAGUUGUGUUUUAUUUUCCCCCUAAUCAAGACAUCUACUGUCUUAAAGAUUGGACCCUGUACCCUGACACAAAAACAGAAGCAAAAACAGCAACAAGCUUUUUGUUUUUGUUACCAGAAACGGCUAUUUUAGGUGGUAGUUUGACUUUAAAUAGCAGCAAGAGGACAGUAUUAGUCUGAAAACCUCAGCUGAAAUAUGAAAACUGAAAACUUACAUGUGUGUUUACCCUCUCCUCAACUCUAUACAUGCAAGAUGAGACAACUUACUGAAAAUAGAGCUUUUCCCCCUUUUUUAAUUCAUGUACAUUUCCCUAAAAUGUCAGGUUUUUCAGUGUAAACACAGUGGAGUUCUUCUGAUGUGUAUGGUGGGUUAGAAAGGAGGUCUAGAGGUGCAAAACGGCCACCUGUAGGUCUGGAGGGAAAAAAAAUAUGAGUAAAUUUUGGCUCACAGUGCUAAAAAUGACUAAAAACCAUCAAAAGAUAGCAACAACAAAAGUUAAAAACACUUUUGUUUUUUUAUAAUAAUAAUAUAUUAAAAUUUAUUAUAUUAAUAUAUAUAUAUUUUAUACAUACAUACUUUUUUAUAACAAAAAUGAUUUUAAUAUUUUACUUUUUUUGGACAAAAGUUUGAGCAAAAUAAACAAAAACAUGACAUCAUUUUUGCUAAAAGUUUCUGAAAAAGUUUCAAAUUUAUGAAAGUUUGAGAAGAUUUCAUUUGCAAGUUUCCCAAAAUUUCCCAAAAUAACUGCGGUUUUCUCGAGGAUUAUCAAAUUUAUGACUAUAUAUGCUGCAAAAAAAAAAGAACUCACUAAAAGUUCCAUCAAUUAAAAAAACACAGGAAAAAUUUUAAUCUGAUCGUUAAUCUCAUCAGAGUUGUUUCACUUUUCCCAAAAUCUUUCAGGUUUAUAAUCGUUGUUGCAAAAUAACCUUACCAACACAGCAUCACCUCCUUUAGGACUUGAGUGAAAUAUCCAUUUUCAGAUUAUAUUCUCAGAUUCCACAAAUUUUGGACAAAUUUACUCUCGUUUUUUUUUUUUUUUUUUUUUUUUUUUCCACAAAAAUAUUCAUAUUUUUUUUCAAGUUUCUGAAAAAGGUUUCCCAAAAAUUCUUGAAAAUUUCCAGAACUUUUUUAAUGUUUUAAAGUUAAAUUGUUAUAAUAGUCUUAACUGACUAACUUUGGAUGCCUACAUCAAAAACACUGGAUCUACAUACUUGCAGUGGCAUUGGUACUUUCGUUUUUAUCGUCUGUUUUGCUGAGAACUCAGUGACCUUUUUUUCUAACCUUUGUUAUCACACAAUGAACAUCUCUUAAAACCUUUUACGGCGUUUGAAGCGACUCAUGAGUUUUCCAGCAUAUUUCUGGACAGGAAGGAAUGUCAGGGAUGUUUUGUUGGCUUGACCUGGAAAUGUUUCCUCUAUAGUACUUCCUGUUUUCACCGACCCUUUGUUAGAUCUAACUGUACACACUGUGUGUGUUGUGUUUUAGUGUGUGUUGUGUUUCUCUCGGCGGGCAGCCGUGAAAGAGGCAGGAGGACAUUCUUCAACUUUGGCAUCAUUUCCUGUUCUUCCCAAAGUUCCCCCCUCCGCUUCCCGUCCACCUUGGACCUUAAUGUGCCGGUGAAAUUGGUGUUUGUGUGAAACGAGGAGACGGCUUUAAUGGGAACUGGACGAAGACCAAACAGUUUAUUUACUGAUAAUGAUGGGACAGGAAAUGGUGCUUUAGAUACAGGUGUGGUUACAGGAGUUGAAACUGUGAGGAGAGUUCAUUUCUGGAGAUAUAGAAUGUAAACUUGGCUAAGAGAAAAUUCCAAAACGAGAAUUUGCCAAAAAAUUCCAAAAAUUGAAAAAGAAUUCCUUCAUUUAUUUUUUUUUAAAGAGUCCAGCUAAAAUUUCUGAAAAUUUGAAAAAUCACUUUAAAACAUAAAAGAAUGUUUCCAUCAAUAUGCAGAGGUAAGUUUUUGACAGUUCCAUAAAAUUCAGUAAAAAGUUUUGAAAUUUUUAAAAAUGAGUAUUUCCUAAAAAAUUCCAAAAAUAGAAAAAAAAUCCAUGUUUUUUUCUGUUUAAUAGUCCAGCUAAAAUUUCUGAAAGUUCUUAAAAGCACUUAAAAACAUGUCUGAAUGUUUCCAUCAAUAUUCAGAGAAAAAAUGUUGACAGUUCCUUAAAAUUCCAGUAAAAGUUCUGAAAAUUCCAAAAUGAGUAUUUCCAAAAAAUAAUUCCAAUGAUAGAUAAAAUCCAUGUUUUUUGUUAAGGUGUCCAGCUAAAAUUUUUGAAAAUUCUUAAAAUCACUUUAAAAACAUGUCUGAAUGUUUCCAUCAAUAUUCAGAGGUAUAUUCAAUAUUCAGGUUAAAGUAAAAAAAAAAAUCUUGAAAAGUUGAAUCAAAACUUUUACAUUUUUAAAAUUAUUUCCUGUGUAAAACAAUCUAGGUUGAAAGGGUGUCAAAGUUUUCUCUUGGUCUGGUUCAGGUCUGAAAUUUAGCAAAAACAGGUGUCUGUAACAAAGUAGAACUCAGAGUUUUUGACAUUUUUUACUAAAUAUAUUUAACCUAAACAAAUCAGAUGAGUUUUAUUUCAAACUAAUGGAGUCUUAUCUCUUUGAACGAUGUUUCCAUGUCAUUAAAAAGUUUCAGCUGUUUGUAAAAAGUAAGGUGAAAAGAUUAAAUCCCAGAAAACAACAACAAACAGCUGAAAUCUGUCAGUAGCAAAUCAAAACAAACAUUUUCUAAAUAUUUGGGGUUGAAUAGAAUCAAAGCGGCGGAUUUCAAACAGACCGGUCUGAAGCGAGAGUCGUGGCAGAGUGGAAACGUUUACAGCAGGAGGAGCAAACAAAGGAAAUUAAAAGGAUAAUUAGAAGAGAGGCUGAAUCAUGUUUGAUGUUUCUGACGGGAUAAAGAGGACUUUAUGAUGAAGCGCUUUCAUCCGAACUCGCUCUGUGAUGUCUGCUGCUAAAACGAGUAAACAUUUAUUUUUCUAAAGGCUGGAUGAAAGAGAGAGAGGAGGAGAUGAAAAGAAGGAGGCAGAGAAAGACAAAAGAGUCAGAGGGUGACUUCUUAUGAACUUUUUUUGAUGUGUUUUAUGGAGUAGGAAAUUAUCAGGAACUUUCUUUCCCCCUAGAGUCAAACUUUUCUUUAGUUUCUUUAGAUUUUUAAUACUUAUUCCAUGAUUGGGGUCGGGGUUUAAAAACCAUUCAAAGGCUUGAAAAAAGACAAAAAAAUGUCUUAAAAUUAAACCCUGAAUAAACUUUGAGUACAGAACUUAAAGGGAUAUUCUGGGGUAAAAUUAAUUUACGGUCAAACACACCAUAACACCAAGUUAGACACCCCUGUCAAGAGAUGUUGCAGAUCGCUUGCUUCUCUAGUUAUACCAACUUCAGUAACGACCGCACGAUAGCAAUACACAGCGAUCUGAGGAGCCAUAAACAAACCUCAACCAAAAUGCCACUCUAUAGCCACAAAUAAUGCUCAGAACAGCACCUAACUUCAUCAACAGGACAUAUAGGGUCCCAGCCAUAGUACUAGACACCAAACAUCUUUUUAACUUUGACUCAUUUCUGUAGCAAAGAGACUAAACACAACUCACCUACUCUCUUCCAGCAGACGCUUGUUUGUAGCGAGACCUCAAGCCAGUCCAUUACGGACUACAGCGGGGUUUCGCAGCUCAAGGAAGAACAUUUAUGACAUUUCCUUGAAGAAAUAAUCAUCAUAUUAAUCAUUUUUCUCUGCAGACGUGGUAGUUCUUCUGCCUUAGCGUCUCGGUCUGAUUGCAUUUCCAUGAAGUAAUGAUCAUAAAUGUUCUUCCUUGAGCUGUGAAACCCCGCUGUAGUCCGUAAUGGUCAUUACUAAAGUUGGUAUAACUAGAGAAGCGAGCGUGUCUAACUCAGUGUUACGGUGUGUUUAACCAUUACUUAGAUUUACGCUGGAAUAUCCCUUUAAUGGAAAGUUUUUAGGUUGCAAAACUUGUUUCAUAAUUUGAUCACAUGACUACAAAUUGGUAGAAAGUCCCUUCUGAUAUCCAUAAUCAGCCUCCACCUGCCUCCUCCUCUUCUUCCUCGUCUCUGUUUCUGUCCUCAGUUUUGACUCUUGAGCUGCUUCAGCAGUGCUGCUCAAUUUCACAGUUUGCUUGUUCUCGCUCAGUUGAAACGUUUGUUUUCAUCUGUUUCCUGGAAGAGUUCAUCCUCCUCUUCAUCGUUUCUCUCUCUCUCUCUGUGCGCACUCGCUGGAUUCUUCAGCGCUUCUCUUGUUUUUUCUCGUUAGCCGGCGCUUGUUUUAGACCGCUGCGUGCACGCACACACAAAAACACUCAUAUGAUUGUUUGGAGCUGGACCGCAGCAGACAGAUUGAUGGGCACACACACACAUAAACACGCUCGCACACGCACACACAUCCCGUUGUUUAGACUUUUUGUACCACAGGGUCCCCAGAGACCGGGGCAGGACUGAGGUCUGUGGUGCCAAGAGCCAUGAAACACAAUAGUCUGCCCCCCAUCACUCCUUCCCAAAGUGAACAAUGGACAUUCCUCGCAUUCUUCCAGACCUCUUCCUCACACACACACACACACUUAUAAACACACACUUGAAUAGAGCAUCCUGGGUCUGAUUAGACCUCUGACUGUAAAUGACUUCAGCUAUGAUGCCGUUCAGGGUGAAUUAUGGACGCUGUGGACGGAGAAGUAUGAAACUCUGCGUUUUUGUGUUAAAUUAGAGUUUCAUAACUUCUUCUGCUGGAACAGGAUGGACAAAGAUGGAGGCGGGGUUUCACCCCAGAGCUAAUGGAGUGAGUUCACGAGGUUGGCAGUUCAUCGAGGUGAUAAAAAGAACUGAGAUACUCAGUCUACCCAGAUGUGGAGGUGAUUCACCUGCAUUCUUGUUUUUUAAUGGCCCUAACUUAAUUAGCAUGCUAAGCUAAAAGAGAAAGUGACCAUAUCCAGUUUUUACUGAACUUAAUAGUAUGAUGGAGGGUAACUCACAAGGAUGGUGUCUAUUAGGACUUUUUAUAUAUUAAUCAAUCUUCAUGGGUGGAGAAAAAUCUCAUUUUUUACAUUUCAGUGUGGCGUAGUGUGCUGUAUCUUAUGGUAUCAUGUUGUAUCAUGCUUUUCAAAUCGUAUCAUAUCAUACCAAUUGUACAGAUCAGUCCUACAGUUCGUAUCGUAUUGUGCCGUCUUGUACUGUAUCAAUCCUAUCGUAUCAUUAGGGAUGUCCCGAUCCGAUAUUGAUAUCUGAUAUCAGUCUGAUAUCAGCAAAAAAACAAAUAUAGGAUUAUAUCGGCUUGCAUCUAAAAUCGCCAAUAUCACCAGUCCGAUACAAGCAGUCCAUUCCAGACUCCGCUCCGGCACCUCUAGCUAGCAGCGCCCGGAUCUAGCAUGCAGAGCCCACAAAAUCACAACAACAGUCGAAGGUACUAACACAGUACGAAGGAGUAGGAGUGAUAUCGGCGGUGUGGCAGUAUUUUUUGUUAAAGUCCGAAAAAGAUGUUGCAGCUGAGUGAAAAACUUGUCAUGCACAAUUUUGUGCCAAUAUUGGAUCGAAUUUGUUAUUGACCGAUAUCAAAGGCGACAAUAUUGGUAUCGUAUCGGAAGUAAAAAAAGUUGUAUCGGGACACCCCUACAUAUCUUAUCAUAUGGUAUCGUAUUGAUUGUAUCAUAUCGUACCGUACAUAUUGUACUGUGGAGUCUUGUAUAAAUAGUAUUGUUUUGUAUCAAUCCUAUCAAAUCAUAUUGUAUCAUAUCGAUCGAAUCGUAUCGAUCGAAUCGUAUUAAUCGUAUCGUAUCAAUCAUAUUGUAUUGAUGGGGUUGUAUCGUAUUGUAUUGAUCAUAUUGUAUCGUUAAGUCUUGUAUAAAUGGUAUUGUUUUGUAUCAAUCUUAUUGUAUCGUCUUGAUUGUAUCGUAUUAUAUAUAUAGUAUUGUAUCAUAUUGAUUAUAUCGUAUAGUAUCAAUCGUAUCGUAUCAAUCAUAUUUUAUUGAUUGUGUCGUAUCGUAUUGUAUCGAUCGUAUCGUAUGGUACAGUCUCGUAAAAAUUGUAAUGUUUUGUGUCAAUCUUUUUGCGUCAUAUGUUAUCGUAUUGAUCGUAUCAUAGUGAUCAUAUCGUAUUAUAUAAGUUGUAUCCUACUGAUUGUAUCGUAUCGUAUUGUAUUGAUCAUAUCGUAUCGUGCAGUCUUGUAUAAAUUGUUUUGUUUUGUACCAAUCUUACUGUAUCAUAUUGAAUCGUAUUGAUGGUAUUGAUUGUAUCGUAUCGUAUCGUGUGUUUUGUUGGCAGGUUAAAAAUUCUGGAUAUUUCUCGUCUAAUCUCUUAAACACACCAAAGACAAACAGAUGUAAUACAAGCGUAGAGUGGACAAGUGAGGUUACAGAGUUCAGAGGUCUCCCCUCUCUCUCUCUCUCUCUCUCUCUCUCUCUCUCUGUUGUGUGCAUCCGCAGUAAUAUAUGUGUGUACAUUUCUACGUAGGUGAGUUUGUCCUCUAUGCGUGUGGUCCGCUUCGGUUUAUCUGUCUCCUCUGGCCUGGAUUUUAUUAACCGGUCCAUUAAACCGCAACUCCAUGAUACAUGACACUGCCCUGACUCCCUUCUUAAACACACUGACACAAAACUACACACACACACACACACUGAGAUGGACACAAAUUCCUUGAGGCCAACUUGGGCACACACGUGUUAAAAAGAUGUGGAACCGGGGCGUUUGGUAUCAUCACAGUAAAUCAGAGGUGUCCAGAAAGAGAGAGAGAGGAGGGGGCGGGGCAUAAAGCUCUGAGAAGACAACACAACAGGGCGCAAUAAGAUAAGACACACUACACUUCAAUGCAAUCUUGUUUUUAUCACUUAAAACUUGAUCUGAGCUCCGAUCGUUUUUCUAAAAGUCUCACAUUCAAUCCCUAAACAGACUAACAGACUAAAGAAGGAGCUGUCGAACAGGAGGAAUUACCGCCGCCGCACCGAUGAUUUAAAACAGAUUAUAAAUCCUCCUACAGUUAAACUAACAGAACGAACGUGCUGUUCUCAAGCCCGGGGAGCAAUAUGUUCACAUUUAAUUAAAGUUUAAAACACAGCGGGGAUUAAAAAACACUUCAUCUGUGUUCGCUUUCUGUUUGAGAGCUGCGAUCAUCUCGGUUAUUACUCUGAUUUAUUAUCAUAAUUAGAUUUAAUAGUUUGGUUGGACGGGGAAAUUAUGAUCUUUGGGGGUUCGGCAGCUGAGGAAAUGUUUUUUGAGAAGUGUAAAGAAGAUAAAAAAUAUUCAAGCUGGAGAAAAACAGAAAGUCAUAUGAAUAUUUUAUAAGAGUGAAGCUGUCACAUGAUGAGAUCUGAAUUAGUCAGGAACAUUAAGAGGUCGUCCUCAUCGUGGGAAAAUCACUGAAAUGAUGGGAACUGACUUCAUCCCUGAAAAAGACGAUUGUUUAAAGGUGAAGGAUUUGUAGUUUUUAUAGAUGCCUCACAUGGUUGUCGUUGACGUUUAUUUGCUGCUAAAUGAUAAAUCAGCUUCGUGAUGGUGGGUAACCCCCAAUUUCCACCGCAUCCAGAACGGCUACGAAAAGAGAGUUUGUUUAUUUACAUAACGGACACAGGGUCGUAAAAUACGGUUAUUAAACGGGUACAUAAACUCUAAACUCUGUGGCCUGCCUGAACUAACACUACAUCCAACCCCCAAUUUCCACCACAUCUGGAACGGCGACGAAAAGGCAGCACCCGCCGAUCAUAGCUGAUCGUAAACCAUUCAAGUUAACGUGUCAAUUUCCACCGGCUUCUUUCCGUUCCGCUGCGGAUCGCCGGACUCCACAGCUGAUCGCAAGAGUUGUAGGGUUUUAGGGUUUAAGGUUUAUAGACAGAUGCUGAUUCUAGAAGUCUAGACGUAGAUUUCCUCCUCUGGAAGGACACAUUCUACUGCUUUCAUGGUUAGCCUACGUAGCUAACGACAACUCUUAUCGCGCGUGAAUCCACGGGUUCUUGUGAGUUCUUGCGAUUCCCGGUGUCCAUAACCCCCACAUAAAAUUCGCUUCACAAUCGGAUCCAGUAGGAAUUGGUGGAUGGUGAAUGGUGUUCCGGAUCCAAGCCGUGGAAAUCCCGGGUCUUCUUCAUCCUGGUAAAACCACUGAAAUGAUGGGAACUGACUUCAUCCCUGAAAAAGACGAUUGUUUAAAAGUGAAGGAUUUGUAGUUUUUAUAGAUGCCUCUCAUGGUUGUCGUUGACGUUUAUUUGCUGCUAAAUGAUAAAUCAGCUUCGUGAUGGUGGUGGGUAAGGCUGGUGGUGUAAGCAGGGAGUUCUCCAACAGCUGGUCCAACUUGAUUCAGUUUGGUCCGACAGGUCUACACAAGUCCUGGACUUGGACUUGGGUUUUUUUUCUCCAGCUCCUCCCGGGAGUCUGUCAUUGAAUCGUUGUGUCUCAGCUUCCAGCAGGAAUAAAAGGUACAUAUAAUGUUCUGUAGCAGCAUCACUUAGAGUGUUUUUGACAGUUUGAUGAAAUAAAUAGCCACUCCGACUACACACAUACACACACACUAACACACACACAAACACACACACUGCAAGGGGACGGAGCGUUAACAAACAGUACAUUGUGCUGCAGAUGCUUAAAGCGGGUUUCACCCUUCCUGCCAUGGACCUCUGGUAUGAGCCUAGUCUCACUGUACUGAUUACCUGGUAUUUAAAACUCUGUGUGUAUGUGUAUAUGUGUGUGUGUGUAAGCAUGUGUGUGUAUCCACAUGUGCAUAUGCAGUAAACGCAUGUCCGCAAAAGCAUGUGUGUCAUUCAGAAAUCCGUAAUGGAGGGUGAUAAGAGUCGACAAACAGGGGUCUGAUUGCAUACACACACUCUAACACACACACUUACACACACACACACACACACACACACACACAGAACCAUAAAGCAAACAAAUAGCUCCUGAUUGCAGGGGGACACAAAGGGAAACGGGGGGGAGGAAGAGGUGAGGUUGUUUAGGCUUUCUGACAUAGUUAACCCCUCACCCUUUGAAGGGAAGACAGGGAAUGUCAGGAAUCUGCUCACAUGCAUGUAUAUAACUCACACACACACACACACACUCACACACACACACACACUCAGGUCUAUAUGGAGUCUGCAGGAGAUGUAGGUCUUCAGGAAAUCCUUUGAAGCCCGCUGAGGGCCUCAUGUUAUUAAGCGUCUGCUGUUGUGUGGUUGGUUAAACUUCAACACCGCUAAUGUGGGACACUCACACCUCAGGGUGUUUGCUCACAGCGGUCCAAGUCUGGUCCAAAUAUCAGACCGAGCGGGGACUCUGAUACAAGCGAAGUGGACUGACGGGGGAGGAGAAAAGUCACAUGCAGAUUUUAUCAGCCGGAGCAAAUAGAUUUUAAAUCCAAAGACUGAAACCACAGAGUUGAAGUGGACGUGUUUUUUUAUCUGCUGUGCACAAGUUUGUCCACCUACAGUAAACGUUUAACAUCAGACCAUGAGCUCAUAAAUGAAAAAUUAAACUCUCAGACCCAGAAGUUCCUCCGUUGAACACCUGCUCUGAAUGUCUUUAUAUCUUCGCUGUUAUCAGCUGUUAUCAGGACCAUUAACUGAGUCCAGACAAGGCCACCUGCUCUUACUACUGGGCCUAAACGGGCAUAAUGAUCCAUUGUUAUCAACAGUUUAGAGGGAAAUGUUGACUUAUGUCUGUCGUCAUGGAAACUACCGUUAUCGUCAUUCCACAGGGACUGAUGAAACGUUACGAGACUUUUGUCUUUAUCGUAGAAAACAUUUGAAACGUCCUGCUAUCGCAGGUGGAAUAUCGAUGCAGUGUUGUCGUCAUGGUAACAGUGGUUGUAAGCCAGACUUCUGUUGUUGUGUAAACAGUUAUCGUAAACAUCCAUGAUUCCAAGAGGAAUGCUGCUAGACCGUUGUCGUCGUGGUAACAGUUGUAAUGUUGCGUUCCAGUUACCUCGGAAGUCGGAUGUUGGAGCUGGAAAUUACGUUACACCUGAGUUGACGACGUUCCAUUAAACAAGUUGGAAAACCAAGAUGGAUGCCUUCUGUUAGCCAUUGUUAGCUGUUGUUAGCGGUUGUCAGUUGUUGUUAGCGGUUGUCGGUUGUUGUUAGCGGUUGUCUGUUGUUGUUAGCAGUUGUCGGUUGUCAUUAUCCAUUUUCAGUCAUCGUUAGCCAUUGUCAGUUGUCGUUAGCAAUUGUCAUUUGUUGUUAGCAGUUGUCAGUUGUCAUUAGCCAUUGUCAGUUGUUGUUAGCAGUGGUCAGUUGACAUUAGCCAUUGUCACUUGUCGUUAGCAGUUGUCACUUGUCGUUAGCGGUUGUCAGCUGUUGUAAGUUGUCGUUAGCAUUACUAGUUGUAAACCUCGCAUAACACAGUAUUUUACUCUUACAAAUCCAUCUUGGAUUAUGAUGUUGUUGUGAAGUCGGGGUUGGUGGGGAUUGUCCGACUUCCAGAGCUGGAAAUCCGACGUCAGAGCUCGGAAUUUCCAACUUCGGAUUACAACUGUAAUGCAGCAUUAUUCGGACGUAAAGAAAUAAAAAACUAAAAUAAAAAAUAAAUAAACAUUCAUGAUUCCAAGAGGAAUGUAGCUUGACUGUUGUUGUCAUGGUAACAGUUGUAACAGUUUGACAUUUGAAAGCAGAAUGUUGCUGGACUUUUGUUUCUUAAUAGCUUCUCUCAUGAGCGUUUAAGUACAUUUCAUUUAAACGCUUUUUACUUAAAGCUCCUGUGAGUUUUUUUUUUUUUUAGUUUAUAAAAUGGACUGAAAUUCAUACAGCUGUAUUUUUACGACAGCAAACAAGACCAUGACAAUUUAAUACUGUAACUUUUCAAGAGCCGCAAAGACAACUUUGUCCACAGGGGGCGCCAAAACUGACACAAAUGAAAAGUUCCUCAUAGGAGCUUUAUGUAAAUCCACAGAUUUGUACUUUUACUUCCUCAAAGUUAAUCUUUGUUAAAGCAAAAGUACUUUAAUUAAAAUACAAAGUGUUCAGGUUUGCAUUAAAGUCUGAGACCGGAGCUUUCCGCUGGUAAAUCAAAGAUAAAACAGCCCCCAAACUCUAAAAUCUGAACCCAGAUUUAGUUGAUAUUAAAUCACCUCCCUUCAGUGCAAUCCCAUUUAAAAUGUCUGAUAAAACUCCUGCCUGAAAGCCGACACAAGCCGAACUUUAACGUCCUGUACGAGUGAUCACGGAUUGCAGGACAAAGUUUUAGUGACAUUCAGAGUCGGAUACAUUAAAAUAUGAUCUGCAUGGUAAUAAAAUCCAUGUUGAUGAUAAGGAAGGUGGUGAAUGUGAAGUAUUCACGUGUCCCUCCUGUUAAACCAUCGCCUCCCCUCAUUGUUUUCGUCCAUAAUUAGUCCUCGGACUCCUGGAUCUCCCGCCGACCUCCCAUCAUCAUCUCUUACACUCCCCCGUCUUUCACCACAUUUUGUUUUCCUCGUCUCUCUGCCAAAGUGAAAAAGCCCCCUUGUCUGUCCAGCGGUCUCGCUCUGCUUUCUUUGCUCUUUCCAUCUCUUUUUCAUGCUCUGCAAACACACAUGCAUGUUAAACACACACACACAUGUAUAAGGAGGAAGUACCUCUGCAUUUUUCCCCCCCUGUCGAACAAUAACACUGUGAAACUCUGGGUAUUAUUUUAGCAGCCGUCCACCACUUUAUCUGCUCUCCACAAUACUUCCUCUCCCACUGACUCACACAUCCUGCCUGGGAGGGGGCGAGCGAGGCUAGUGGAGAAUCAGACGAGAAGAGAGAGAGAGAGAGGGAGAGGGAGAGAAAGAGGGAGGGGGUGGGAGAGAGAGAAAUGUAGAGUGAAGGAGGGAGAAAAAGUCGUGUUUGUCUCCCAGUAAGAAGAGUGAGGGAAGGAGAGAGAGAGAGGGGAUGUGAGGAUCGUCGGGUGGUCAGAACCUGUUGCUCUUCAUGUGGACAUCAUCUCCUCAACGUUUUCCACCAAGUCUCAGAUUCUCCGGACUUCAUAAAACCUGGUCCUGCUUUAGAUCUCAACUGGUUUAAGGUUAGAGAAGAAGAAGAAAGAAGAAAGAAGAGUUUGAAAACUUUUAGGGAUUCAUCUUGAAGAUUUUUCGAGGAAAUUCAAGGAGUUUCUUUUACGUGAGCGCAUCUGAUCUUGGACUCUUGGAAUCAGGGAUGCUCGGACCUGCUCUGGGAUCAGUUUGACAGCUGAUGCUUCCGUCUGCGGAGUCUGGUAGGUGUGAAACUUCUGCGUCUUUCCUGAGGGUCAAGUCCAGUUAGAAAAGAUGUUUCGUCUAGCUUUGAAGAUUCACCUUGUUGAACUUUUGCCACAUAGGAAUGAAAAUCUGAGGCUUUCGCUAAGUCAACAGUGGCCAUGCUUUCAUCUUCUUCCUGAACUCUUUAAAAUCCCUCUGCCUUGUUUCGUUUCGUGAAUCGUAAAAGUUCCCGUCCUCGUCUUUGUUUUUAAUGCUCAGAUCGACUUGUCUGUCUGUUGCACUGUACUGAGUCUGUGUGUGUGACUGAGAUUAUGCGCGUUGACCUUUGCGGUAUCAGUCAGCUGUUGCAGUUUCUGACCAUUAAGUGGGACAUUCCAGCCGAUCCUUUCAGAGAGGCUCUUUCAGAGCUGCAGGACGGAGAAUUUAUAAUUUCUCGGCCUUUGACAGCCGUCAGGACUCUGCCGCUCUUCUUCUUCUGUUUCUUGUUUUCCCCCUUUAUCCCCCUCUCUCUCUUUUUCUAUUUUUACAAACAUCAAUAACUCAGGUUGGUUGCGAUUGCUGCAAAGGUGGUCAAUUUUCUCGUUAUCUCUCAUCCGGGACGUGCCGUCUUGUCUCAUAUGCCAACAAAUUUUUUCAGGAACCUUGAUUCAUGUGAGUCCUGUUUGCGUGUUGCUCCACAUUGAGCCAGAAAACUGGGUUACCGUGUCAGAAACAGGAAAGGAGGGGAUAAAGAUGUUAUCAGCUCGUACAGUUAAGCCGCAUUUCAAGCAAAAGUUCCACAUUGUUGAGUUCAAAGAACUUUCCUUCAAGGAACCAAGUGGUUUUCGUGGCCCUUGCUGUUGUCAGCACUUCCACCAUGGCCUUGAGUUUGAUGUAGAUUACAUAGAUCAUGAUCCAGAACCGAUCCAGGAUGGUUAUUCAGUACAUGAAACCACGGCUUCCAAGGCAUCCACGGCAAAGGUCACCGGACCUUCAGAAAGCACCUCCAGAACGGGGACUUUUCAAGAGAUCGAUCAUUUACCGCAGAGCUAAAUUUAGACCUCUAAAUGCGCGUUAUUGAGUUCCUUCCUCUUUAAUGCGGUUCAGUUUCAGUUUCCCAGAUCGAAGCUCAACAUGAGAGCUGAAAAAUACCCUAAAACCCACCAGAUUCAUCCCAUUUUUGAGUAGGAUAUCUUGUUCUUCCAGAUUCCCCUGACUCCUGAUAUCAUGACUUUGCGCCCCCUUGUCAGGCAAUCCUCAGUUUUGUGGGAUUCAUGAUUGCUGACCCCGGUUAAACACUCUUUGCUUAUUUGGUCUCGCAGUACUUUCCCUCUUUCCCCUGCGUGAUCAGCUUUCCUUAUCACAUUCUCGUUUCCAAACUGUGUGUUCGCCAUCGCUCUUUUGUUCCUGUCGUACUCCUUGGCGUUGGCGUCACAUCGUUUAUUUUCUAUUUCGCGGUCAUCAAUCUCUCAGAGCUAAACUCGGAGGAAAGAGGAGGUGGUGGCGGCGAGAGGGGGGGUCCGCUCAUGUUUGUGGUGGGCUUCCGUAAUGGUAUUUCGUCUGGUGGAGUUUGGAUAGUUCCCACACAUAAUCACGCUCGCACACACAUACAGGGACACACACACACAUAAACUUUCUCAGGGGAUAAUUUAAGGACAUUGUCAGCGAAGUUGAACAAUCAGUGGGCUCAGAUAGAAAUCCCUCUUAAGGAGCCAGGACCAGGAAACAAGGGUGUUUAUUUUGGAAAUGGUUCCGCAGCUCCUGCUUUAUCAUAAACAAUAAUACUCAGAAACGGUCCUUUCCUUUCCCGAGUCGUGCCAGGAUCUGCAUUCCUCUCCUAAAACUGUACCUCCAUCCAAAGUUCCCCCCGAAAUACCCCAAAUAGUCUCCUCUUACAGUUCUAGACUUCCAAAGUGAGGCAAUCGACCAAAAAGACCAGAGGAUCAGACUGUUCCACUAGACCUGAUCACCUUGGCCUGUUACCAUCGACACAAACAAGUCCGAUCUGAGAAAAUUUAGAGGAUUCUAUCAUGUGUUGGUGAGUUUUGUCGAGUAGAUCAUCAGGUAGACAUGUCUUGACAAGUCUCAAGUCAAUCGAGACUGGUUCAACUCACAGAAGUCUAGAAAAGUCUAAUGUCAGUCAGGACAAGUCCAAGCUAAAACUGAGACUUCUUAAAUAUCCGAUCAAAAACAAGAUGCCAAAAUCGACUUUAAACUCAGGGAAAUAUCGAGUCCACGAAAACCUGCCUGGGUAAGAGGACUCUUUUACGUCCUGAAUCCAUCAACACAAGUUGGACUAAAGUUUGAGUGUUGAACGGUGUCAUUUCAGUUCAGACAAACCAAGUCGGUAAAACUUGGGGCAAGAGUGUCAAACCUGACGAGUCAAAGUUGAGUAAAAAUCUUGUAAAUAUCAUCCGAGUCAAAGAAAACCUAAAAUUGUGCUUGGUCAAAAAAACCUGUCUUUAACAUCUAAAACUUGUCGAGUUACGUCAAAGUGUCUCUAAGCCGAGUCAUCCAAGUGUCCAAGUUAAGACCAGUUAAAGAUCUAAUUAAAAGAGGCAACUCCUAGUCAAGCUAAAAUCUAAAAACACCAAGUUGGUCAAGAAAUUUUUGUUAUAUUAGACUUUUAAGGCUCAUCAACUUAAGGAAGUUUGACUUGAGACAGUCUCAUAAGGUCUAAUGUUGGUCAAGACAAGUCCAAGUCGUGAUUUGGACUAGCAAAGUCAGCGAUCAAAAUUAACAAGUGAAAAAACAAAAAAUUCUUCAAACCUGUCAAGUCCAAUUCGUGAAGACAAGUCAGAGUCUAAUUAGACAAGUUUAAAGUUUCAGGGUUGUCAAGUGCCAAGUCAGUCCAAGUUAAGACAAGCCAAGUGUCUAAGUGAGAUCCAAAUUUUAGUUAACACGCUAGUCGGUCAAGAAAAAGUCCAAUCAGGUCUUUUUAAAGUCUUUGAUUUACAGUCAACAUAAUCCAAAUCCAAACGGGUCUCAGGUCAGUGGAGCCAUGUCAAAGCUGAGUAGUUUUAGAGUUCUAUUAGGCACUCGUCAUAGAUAAUUCUGAGUAUUUCCAAGUCUCGAGUUAGGAUAAGUCCAAGUCCACAGAGUCUUUAGAGACAAGCUGACGUCAGAGGUGAUUUUAGCUACCUCUCAAGUGAGUCAAAUCGAGUCAUUCUUGAGGUGUCUAGUCAAGUUAGAAAAGCCUCGGUCGAGUCACAUGGAAGUCAAGUCGUGUUUAGGUUAGAGAUGUCAAAUCUUACAUCAGAUGAACAAAGUGAAAAAAAAUACUCGUCAUAAAAUCAGGUUUAUAAAGUGGUCCAAGACAAGUCUCGAGUCAGUCCAAGUGGAGUUUGAGGAGUGUCAAAUCAGCAGCUUUUGUGGUGUGUUACUUAUAUAUCCAACAGCUAUACUCCCUGUGGUGAGAUAAUCUGAAAGAUAUCCACAUAAUGGUCCUUUCAGACUCGGAGAACAGCUCUUUUCUACCUGACUGUGCUUUUUUUUUCUCCUUCGUAUCCUUGUUUCUGGCUGUUUUAGACGCUCUUUUGUUUCCUUUGCUGCCUCACACACACACACACACACACACACACACACACUGUCUGCGGGGGGUUGAAUUGACUCUGGCCUGCAUAUGGGAUCGGAAGUCUGUAUAAGGGAAUUAGCGAAUAUCAUGGGAUACGCAGGAAUGUCUGGCCUGGGAUCAGACUGGAGAACAUAUUGUACAUGUUAGAUGAGUUUUUAAUGGCAGACCAGCAGAAGGGCAAACAAGUUUAGAGGAAGUUGUUUCCACAGGAUUUGGGUUGGCAAGGUAUCACUGACUGGGCCUGAGUUUUAUGGCGGCGCUGAUGGUCCAGGACACUUUAAAAUGAGGCUGCAAAUACGGCUGUCAGCUCCGUCACCUCUCCUCGGUAAAUCACCGCGUGUGGAAGAAAUGGAGAUGUAGCUUCGCAUCGGGGUUAAAGGAUGAGGUAGUUAAACGUGAUGAGGUAGCAAAAUGGAAAAAACUGGCCGGCUGUAAAAGAAGCUGACAGGGGAAAGGAUGAAAACCUUUAUUUAUGUAUGUUACACUUUCACCUCCAUAGACUGGAAACCGCAGAGUAUACUUAUAACAGAGCAGAGCCUCAGGGUUUACCUACAGAUACUGUAUUUAGACUGCAAAUAACUCCUCAAGUACAAGUCCAUCUAUGUAUCCAGUCUAGUCAGGACCUCCAGACCAAAAUACUGGUCUUAGAUGUGGUCGAGUUAAAGCUUUAUGAACUUCUUCGACAAGAGUAUGGUUGUUGUUACUGUCGCUCAUCCUCCACCCUCUCCUCUCUGCAGGCGCAGCGUUCCUCUCAUCAGGCCUCACUCCUGGCACCUGGCGAAGCUAACGGAGCCGCCUUUCCCUCCCCCUCCCCCUCCUCCGUCUCCUCCUCCGCCUUGCCUCCCCACCGCCGACUCCCCUCCCCUUCCCCCUCCUCCCCCUCUGUCUGCCAUGCAGCUCCACCCCGGACCCUACACACUACCGUGGCACACCAACGACAACAGGUGAGAGGGCGCCGACUAUUUCAUGGAAUUACACAUUUUAAAAGCAUGUGAUGACCAUGAAAAUGUAAAUUUCCAGUUACUGUAUUUUCUUGUGGUUCAAUUGAAUUCAAACAAUCAAAACUAUACAUAGAAACUCUGGACUAUAAACAACUGUCACAUAGUAUAGGGCUGGGCGAAAAAAACAAAAAUUUACAGGUAUCGAAAUUUACGAUAAACGUAAUUUUGCCCAUGUCAAUUUAUUCUGUGUCAAGAACAUAAAUAAAUAAAAGUUGGUUUUGGAUGUGUGUAGGUAGGCUAUGGUGUCAUGUCCCUUUAAGACGCUGUCCUACGUAAGGACAGGUGAGGAGACGGAGGACGGUUCAAAAGUUGUAGCAGCUGAAAUAGACGAAGUUAAUGUGUGGGGUGAGCAGCUUGUGGAGUAGUUAACGUCCAUUAAUCUAUAUCGAGGUGAACUGAUCAAUAUAUCGUGAUGUUGAUUUGAGGCCAUAUUGCCCAGCCCUAACAUAUCAUGUCCAAAUACCAUCCUCAGCUCUUUGUCAGAAGGUUUUCAGUCUUCAAAAAAUUGUCUAUUCCGCCCAGAUCAAAUACUUUCUCACUGUUUCUUAAAAUCGUAACAUAAAAACACUAAAGUGGUGAAAAUUACAAAGUUCACUAUAACAUAGGGCGGGGCGAUAUGGCCUCAUCAAUAUCACGAUAUAUUAUUUUUUUGAUACCAAAUAUAUCGACAUGGGCAAAAAGACAUCGGUUAUUGUCAUAAAUUUUGGUAUCGGUAAAUUUUCGGUUUAUCGCCCAGCCCUACUCUGGAGGAUAACGCCAUCCUCAGCUCUUUGUCAGCAGUUUUCAGUCUUAGAAAUAUUGUCCAUUCAACCCAAAUCAAAUAUUUUUUUACUCUUUUUUUAAAUGCAGAAUGUAAAAACUUUAUAAAAUGGUGAAAAUUUACUAUAACCUCUACAAGAAGAGAAUUUAACAAUGGGAAUUCUCCAUAUUAUUGCAAAACUAUCGACAAAAAUAGAAUUUCUGCUUUUAUUCGAUGAUUCAAACGUGCAGAAAAAACUUCCUAGCGUUUGAGAUGACAAAGACACUUCCUCUUUAGAGUGGAUUUAAACACAUCGACACUAUGUUGGUGUUUCCGACUGUAAGGCGUGAAUCACACACACUAAGCCCAUGACCUCAGAGGAUGUUGUCUAUUUAACAGGUCAGGGGAUUUUUUGGUCCCUCUGACUCCGCCCCCUCAAAAAAAAAAAAGCAGUCGCCAGGAAACAGGUGACAUCACCGUGUUCUAAAGUCAACACAGCCAACGCAGGAAGCCCAUUGGUCUAUUUUUAGGUUCUAUCUAAACAUUCCAAAGUGAUAGCCAAUCAGAUCUGCUCUUUGUCUGUCUGGGGAAAUAAAGGAAGACUCAAACCGUGUUAAAAGAGGCGAUAUUUUGCUUUCUCCUAUUUUACAAAUAAAUAUAAAGUUACGUUUUCACUCCACAAGGUCAAUAGAUCAUGUAAAAAAUAUCAAAAACAACUUAUUAAUUGUCAUUUCAAAUAAGGAAACGCAAGUUAACCUAUGACAGCGACCUUGUAGAAUAGCAACAAUGGAGGAGGGUUCUGAAAUGCUGAGUUCCAAAGUGCAGGGGUUGGGGUCUUAAAGAGACAGUAGCUGAAUUUAAGCGUAUGAGACAAGAGGCCAAAACACCUGAGAAGAACUUCUUUCACACGCCUAAAUGGUGUCAUCUUAAGAACUCUUGCGAUACGCAGUGGAAUGGAAUGAAGCCGGUAGAAAUUGACACGUUAACUUGAAUGGUUACGAUCAGCUACGAUUGGCGGAUUCGGCCUUUUCGUAGCCGUUCUGGAUGCGGUAGAAAUUGGGGGUUAAACUAGCAGCAGUUGAGAUUAAGAUAAAAACUUAUAAACAUGGAUAAAUCUUCUAUCAUUUUUGCCUUUGUACUGCAGUAUACUGAAAACAGAUCUCCCUUUUCCACCAGAAUAAGACUGAUGCAGUUAAACUUCAUUCCUGUCUUUCCCAAAAUAAAAUGAAGAACAUUAAAAAAUACCCCCAACAAAUCAAGUCGGAAUUCAAAUGCGAUCUAAUCUUGUCCAAACACGGCCUCUGAAAACAGCUCCUUUUUUAAGUCCGCUGGUUGCAUAACUAAUUGUUUGAGCUCUAAAUGUAAUCACGCAGGAUUUCAUACCGCAGAGGAACAAUUGGAAAAACACUGGAUUGUCCAGGCGGGUAUAAAAAAAGAUGUGCAGCUCCACGAGUCUUUGUACGGAGGUCUGAUCUCACGAAGUUAAUCUGAAACUCUUUGGAGGGAAAGAGGAAGUCACCAAAGUGGGUUUAUUGACUCACAAUAAAAAUAGUCCGUCUUUGUUUGUCAUCUCGCCGUACGUCAGCCUUCUGCUCUGUUCUCAUUUUGAUAAGGAUCAGUGAUAUAAUGUACCACUGUUAGAUGUAAUGCUCCCCUGUGGAUUAGAUAGCAGUGUGUGUGCGUGUGCGGGUCGCUUAUUCCCACAGUUUCUCCUGACUGAUCUCAUCACACACACGCACACGCAAGCACACACACCAUCUGAUGAGGAGGCAGCACCGGCAUAACUCUGGACAAUGGCAUGUGACUCCCAGAACAUGCGGACAAAGAGAGGAAGACGUUCAAUAAACGGUGUUUGUGUGAAGCAGGGGGACACUCUGUACAGUCUUUGUGUUUUUCUGGAUGUCCGAAAAACAAUAUAUAUAUAAAAAAAAUACAGUUUGUGAUUUAACCUGAUGGCGCAUUGAGAAUAAACUCUGUCGGAGUUUGUGUACGGAGCGUGUGCUCGCUGGUUUAUCUGUGUCAGCCCUCACACUCACAUGUUCCACAUUGCCGUCUGAUUGGGCAAGAGUGACUUUGAUUUCCUGUCCAGCUCCUGUCUCAUUUCCUCUCUUCCUCUCUCUGUCACCCAGGUCAAAUCUAUACAGCCGCCUCUCCUCUCUCAUUCAUCGCUCACUUCCUUCAAAAGCACUUUUCUCAUGCAGGCCUCCAAACCAUUUCCCAGCUAAUAUGAGGGUCUUUUUUGUGGUGCAUGAUCUUCUUGUUCGAGUCGUGAAAAAGCUGUUUUAGUGUUUUCAAAUUAUCAGAAACAUGCAGUGCAGGUCUGAGCUGUAGCUUGUUGUUGAAUAAUUUCUGAAGGAUAUGAAAACUCAAAUAUGGAAGAGGAUUUGGGCCUUAAAAAUCGGAGAGAAAUUAAGUCAGAAUUCUCAGUUCUCCAGUUUUUAUCAGAAGUGUAAGAUUUAAAUAGAAAUUAUGAAUUUUUUUGUAAUUCUGGGACUAAAAAAAGUCACAUUUCUUAAUGUUUUUCCCGGAAUCCAAGUUUGAAAUCAGAGCUCUGACUUUAAACUCAGAGUUACAAGACAAAAAGAGAUCUAAGAAUUCUUUGAUUUAACUCUGAAUUCUGAGAAAAAAAGAUCAAAGAAGAUAAAAAAAAAAAAUCAGAAUUCUAAGUUUGAAGACGGAAUUCUGAGAUUGAAGUUAAAGUUAUGACUUUGACAGAAUUCCGACUCUUACUUCCAGAAUUUGGAAUGAGGAAAAACUGGAAUUCAAUUUUUAUUUCUUUGAUUCUGAGCUUCAAUAAAAACAUUUGACUUUGCCCUUUUUCCCAGAAUUUUUAGAUUUUUUAAGAAUUCUGAGAAAAAAAUCAAAAUUCUAAGAUUUGAGUAAGUAUUCUGAGAUUAAAGUUGAAAUUAUGACUGUCAGAAUUCAGACUCUAAUCUCAGGAAUUUGUGAUUAUUGCUGUUUAAUUGAUAUCAAAAACUCUGGUAUCAUAUUCUGGUCAGAGUAAGUUGAGGUAAAAUUCACGAAGAAUAGAAAUCAUCUGUUUUUAGGUCUUUGUCCAGCUAGUAAACCAUAAAUCCUUUCGAAACAGCCUGAUGAACGUCUUGCCUUUCAUUGGUUUCAACCGCAUUCCUUCAGAAACUCUUUCUCACCCAUAACCUCUUUACAGUUUACUUUGCAGCGUUUUUAUUAUUCAAGUCAUUCCUCCAAUAGAAGAAGUACAAAUCUCUGUUAAACAAAGAGGAAAGUAAAUCCCACAUCAAGAAAAAAAUGUCUGCUUACAUUUUCAUAUCAGCCUUUGUGGAUUUGAGUUCAACCUAGCAAAGAAACCCUCGCAGACCAGCCUCUGUGAAAUGUUUUGUUCUAGCAGUGUUCCCUAAACGCUCAUAAUGCUGGAAACUGCUCCAUCAUACUGUUUUAUGUGGAUUUCUCAGUGAAAUUUGGGAAAUUCUUUGGGAUUCAGUGUUUUUGUUUCUUUGGAUGGUAAUAAGACAUCGAGGCACGAAAAGAAACGGAAAAAAGGAGGGUGAAGUCUGUAAGAGGUCAGAAAUGUGGUUGAAUGGCACACAAAUUAACAGAGAUGCAGGAUUUGGUCGGUUUAUCAGAUUAAUUUCACAUCAGUCUGUUGUUCCUUCCCAGACCUUAAAGUUUGAGUACUUUUUAGGGAGGCUUACUUUAUCUGAAUCAUGCCUCUGAGGAUAGUUGGUGCCAUGUGUUGUCCAGAUUGUAAAACCCUUUUUUUCCAAGUAUCAGUUAGCAUUGGCUAAACGGCGAGCAGGUUUGUCCUCCAAGAAAACCGUUUUAAUCAAUAUAAAGCUGACGAUCUACCAUCCAGGAGGAAGCCCAUUUGUUUUCAUUUGUGUCACAAACUCAAACACCAGAACUGUGUCCUGAAUGUUUUUUUUAAAAGAAGGGGGUCAUCCUUUCGCAGUGAACCCACUUUUGAUGUAAAGGAGAUGGGGCAGAGGAAGAAUCCACAUGGAGAAGAAAGGAAUGAAAAAGGAAGAGAGGAAUCAAGGGAUGACUUAGAGGUUUUGACUCCGGGCAGUGGGAGUUGAUGAGAAGGAAAUCCCUCUCCCCCUUAAGAGGCUUCCUCCAUGGGUCUUUAAAAACAUAUGGGGCUGCCGUGGAUCUUUGGCUCAGGACUGAUAGAAAACAGAUUCCCCAGCUGUACAGUUCAAACGUUUCAGUUCAGAACCGUACACGGUAUCUGUCCUGGGGGGACUUUGCAGCCUGCCACUUACAAACUCAAGAUGACUCCUUGUAUGAAAUCUCUAAUGUGUAAACCUUUUUACCGAUCAGGAGGUCAGAUUAUUCUGUUUGAAGAGACACGACAUAGUUCUUGUAGUUCUUCAGUGAAGCGUGGUUGUCUAAGGUUUCUAAAUCACUGACCUUGAUCUGUGUCUUCUUGUCUUUGCAGUGACUUGUCCUUGCAGUGGGGUCAGCUGUCCAGACCUUACUCCUCUACUGACCGAAGCAGUUCUUUGGGCUCCAUGGAAAGCUUGGACACACCAACGCCAACGACGCAGCCCUACUCCGACUCCCAAAACUCACCUGUAGAUCCUGCUCUUUUCAACAACAAGAGAGACUCUGCCUAUAGCUCGUUUUCUGCCAGCUCCAACACAUCCGACUACGCAACAGUGCCGCUGAGGCCCGGUGAAGCCUGCUCCAUGGAUAACCUCCUGCAGAGUCUGGGGCCGGCUUGUCGAGGCUACCCCGGCGGUGAUACCUCGACUCUUGGGAGUGCAACUGGCGAAAUCCCAGAUGAGGCCCAGCUUGUUGUACUGAAGUCAAGGUCCUUGACUAGACCGAGAGCAAGGCCUGUCGAGGUAAAAGAGAGGCCCUCCUCCUGCUGUUAUGAAAAGGAGCGGAGGGGGGAGGAUUUGGAAAUAAUAAGAAAUGGAGAUAUUGGACUGGAAAGGAAGAAGAACCCUCCUCAGCCUCCAACCAGGAAGGACAGUUUUAGGGCCACCAGGGGUCGCCCGAAUUCUGCCAACAAACGUUGCACUUCUGCUCCCAUUGAAAUUUCCACGGUUCCGUCUCACAAUAUGGAAAACAAAUCCUCUCUGAAUGUUGAAACAGGACUCCAUAAUGGCUUCUCAGCACCUGAAGAAGGUGAUAAAACUGGCAAUUCCACAGGGGAUACCUUGGACUUGCACUACAUCCAAAGACACACCAAAGACAUUACACAUACUGGGUGUGAAAAUGGUGCAAUUAAGGACUGUAAUUCAGACACAGUUUCAGAUCAUUUCCCAGCCCCCCUAGUCCCCUUGAACUCUUCUUGUCCUGGUUCCAUAUCAGCAGAACCCUCCGUUGACAUUCAAGAGAAAUGCCAUAUCAUGGAAACCCAGAACAAGCACUCCUCUAGAGGGCUGCACCGGCACAGCGCCCCUGAGAAGCUUCUUGCAACCCAGCUUCAGCUUUUGCAGUUUGACAGUGAGGACUCUUCAGUGGAGCCAUCAGAUGCCCCGGAUCGUUCUGUGUCCCCUUGUAGCAGCCAGUGGUCCCAUUCGUCACUCCAGCCCAUGAGGGAAGACAAAGAUCCUUCUCAAAACCAUUCCAGCGGCCAAAACAAAUGGGGGGGCAGCCGUUGCUCCACUCCAGGAUCGGUUUUCUUGGAGGCAGGGGAUGAUGGUCUGAAUUCAAAUGAGAGGUUAGAAGGUUUAGGUGUUAAUGGUGAGUCCUUACCCCCAGUUGAGCAUCACCAUCCAUGGGGUCGCUCUGUAAGUGUACCAGGAGACCCCACUGGAUCAUCGAUUCAGGGAAGGUCAAGCUCAGACCAAAUUCUUGAGAGGGAUUUUGAGCCUCUUAGUGCUGCUGCCAGUGUAGAUACACUACUGGAGGAGCAGAGAGUCAUGGACAGAGAAAAAAAUGGAGGUAAAAAAGUGGAAUAUAUGGAGGAAGAGUCCGAGAUGAGGAAGUCACACUCAUCUCGGAACCAUCGUCGAAACCGACGCCGAAGUGAACGUUUUGCUACAAACCUCCGCAACGAGAUCCAAAGAAAAAAGGCCCAGCUCCAGAGAAGCCGUGGUCCUGGAGGGUUGCUCUGUAGUGGGGAAACUGUCCAUGAGGAAGAGGGUUCUGAUCUUAAUGAAGAUAGGGCAGAACCGGAUCUGCCUGCCAAGCAAAGGACUACCAAAGUUGCAUUUGCUACACCUGUUAGUUCUCAAGACACAUGCAAAACAGAACCAGUGGAGAAACCAACUGAAUCCAACCCUGAUGUCUCAAAGAUUCAGCCCCAGUCAACAUCAUACCCUCAAAGUAACAGUUCAUCCAGGUCCAUCCAGAUUCUGGACCCAGGAGUCCCUAGUUUUGGUGUUGGAAUCCGAGUUGUUGAGGAACCAGCUCCUGCUGGCAAAGCCCGCCGCUGGCGUUGGACCCCAGAGCAUAAACUCCAACCAGAACCAGACAGACGGGGUGGAGCCUCGGGUGAGAGAGUCUUGGGGGUGACAGGGUCAAGGCAUGGGGUUUGUGCCUUUACCUCCUCAUCAGCUUCCACAUACAGUCGCUCGUCUUCCUGUUCUCGGAUGGAUGAGUCCGACAUCCUGCCAUUUGCAGAUAGAAUGAAGUUUUUUGAGGAGACGAGCAAAGGCAUAUCUGGUUCAAAUGCUUCCAAUCUGACGAGUCGCAAGCAGAACAGACCCCAGCAACAUCCAGAGCUUCAGGGAGGGGAACUCUGCCAGCACCAAAGCCAAAGGAGGUACUCCUACCAGGGUGGUCUCCAUCAGGAAAGUUCCCCGCUCUCAAGCUCUGUUGAAGCCCGGAGGUUGUCCGUUAGUACCAGCAGGGAGAAGCAGAGAGAGAAGGAGAGGGAACAAGCCCGAGAACGAGAGGAGAGGGCAAGGGAGAGAGAGGAGAGGUUGAGAGAGAGGGAGCGGCAGCAGGAGAAGGAGAGACAAGAGAGGGAAUUAGAAAUGGAGAGGGCUAGACUCAGGGAGAUUCAGCGGGAGAGGGAGCGCGAGGAGAGGCUGAGGCAGUGGGAGAAGGAAAGAGAGAGGGAGCUGGAGCUGGAGAGAGAAAGAGAGAUGGAGAGGGCCAGAGAGAUGGAGCGUCUCCAGAGGGAGAGGGAGAAAGAGCUCGAGAGAGAAAGAGAGAAAGAAAGGGAAAAUGAUGCUCAGCUCGCCGCACAUCAGGAGUUUUACGGCUUCCAGGAGAACAAUCAAGACUACCUUCACAGGGACAACUUCCACCACUACCAGCCCAAGCCUCAGGCCUUCUCCCACGGCCAAGCCCAGAACCAAGUGCGAUCGGCUUUUUAUCCUGUCAGCAGUUCCUCUCAGCCGAUGGAGUAUCAACAGCCUCUUCACCAGGGAUACACAGAGAGAAGCUACACUCCCACAGAGGUAAAAACGCUGCAUCCAUCUUUCUAUCUAUUCAUUUAACAUCUUGCGGCAUGGGGUUGAUUCCAGUUGCCAUUUCAGCGCAGAUCCAGUUAAGUUAUAAACCUGUUUGCAGUUCUAGCUGUAUCAUUUGAUUAGGCGUGUUUACAAGCCCGUUGGCCUCAAAAUCAGUUUUCAGCAACAGGCUUUGUAAGCUAAAUAACAGCCUUCGCCUCGGCAGCGUCGAAAGUCACGCCUUUCACAGGGAAAAACAUAAACUUUGCAGUUCGCUGGAAUCAGACUGAGGUUUUACUCCGAAGUGAAAUGACCGCUGAAGGCACGAAUGUUUCUUAGCUCUUCAAAACCAGCAUCAGAAAGGGAUCAGUGCUCUGUCCAAGCGCUCCGUGGUUGAACGGUUGGUUUAAAGUCGAACCUUGCGUCCAACAUGCGGGAGUCUGAGAUUCUUAUUGAAAACACAGCAGAUCUUUGAAAUAGCUCAUAAAACUGAGGGAGAUUGAGCAACAGCGGCAGAAACUUGUGUCAGCGAUAAUAGCAGCGUUGGGUUACAACUCCACCGCGAACUGAUUUGAGUUUUCUAGAAGGGGGUGCAGCACCUCGUCUGAACUUCACCCUGAUAUUAACCUCAUCAUUCGAGUCUGAUGAGAGCCAAACCGAGGUUUGUUUUGGAAUAAAUCUAUCAUCAGUUCAGCAUUAUUUUAGAUCAGGCUGACUUAAACUUCCUUUACGUUUGGAUCUUGAAGAAAUAAAACAUGAUUGGUUUGAUGCCAUGGCGAUAACCCCGUGAGAGAAAUACUUGCUGUAUAUCUGCCGCUGACGAUUUCCAGAGUCUUUAAUAGGAACAGAUGUGCUGGAUGGAUCAUCUACAGAGGCAGGAGAAUGAGGAGCAACACAUGUCAAAGAAUAAAUUUAAGAAACACAAACAUGAGGAAGAAGAUCGGCUGUUUUUAAAAAUUUGGAUCGACUUCAGUUGAAUAUUUCUCGGCCAAAUUUGACACUUGUUCUUUGUGAUCCACCCCAUUUAUGAACAGUAUAUCCAGUAGGGCUGCACGGUUAAUCAUUUUUCAAUCGUAAUCGGAUUAUUUGAUUAUGACGAUGUUAAAAAAAUAAAAUCGUCAAAUCGAUUUUCCUCUCUAUCGUGUCUUGCGCCUCCAGGCCAUCGUAGGCUCCCCCUACCUUCCUUCCACACACACCAGUGUAAACAAACAUGGCGUUUGCAAAAGAAGGCAAUAAUGUCGUGGCUAAAUAGGACAAGAGCAAGUCAGUCGUGAGGAAUUGGUUCGGCUUCACAGUUUCAGAUGAAGAGCAAACCACUCCCCGCUGAAAAGUCCGUUUGAAGGCAUUAUCGGAAAAAGGCGUUUUUGGUGACUUUAAACUGUACUUUUUGAAAAUGGGUCAGAGAGUGGAUAAAUCCGUAAACGAUGACCAUUUCAUCUCUGUGUGGACGCCUAUCUGCAUCUCUGAAAACAAAUCUGUGACACACAGCGUUUGGCGCCUGCGCAUGUCCGGCCAAAACAACCUAUAUCCACAUGCUCUGUACUCUUCUUCUGUCUUUUGUGCAUUUCCUGUGCAGCGUCACAGCGCCACUUACUGGCUUGGCAUAUGAACUACAUCAUUUUCAGUAAUUUUUUUUUGAGAAGAUAGAAAAUCUUUUAUUUUUGAAGUGUUGAAGUUUUCAGUGAAAAAAAUAAAAAAAAAAACGGAUUUUUUUUUUUUUUCUCAAAAUCUUUACUUUGCCGAGUUGGGUGCAGAAAAUGUUUUGACGUCAUUUUUGAUCACAUAUAAUGAUUGACAGGAGGAUAUAUUGAUUCAGUGGAUGUGUCCUGGAACAACGUGGAAAAUAUAGAUUUAGAUUUUUAAACUAGAUUUGAAAUGAAAACCGUCCAAACUUUUCUCAGCACCAUCCCAGUUGAAGUCCAUGUCAGGGGAAGGGCGACACCCAAAUUGCAGCCCUUCCUUCAUUUCGUCGGUGUUAAUAACAGCUCUAAAUCUCUUCCACAGACGUAUCCUGCCCGGCAACAGGAAACUGCCAAGCUCAAUCGGAAGUACAGCCUGACUGAGAGGUGAGCCUCUUCUUUUGGACACAACACAAACCUUCAUUUUUCACUCUCUGACAUUUUCAUUCUCAUAUUUUUAACGCCCACUCGCUCCGUUGUAGUUUGAUUGUAAGUGAAUCCACAGAGAUGUUAGGUGGGGUCAGCGGAAACCCCACUCAGUCAUGCCCGGCUGUGAUUUGACUGUAAUGAGCUCUAAGUGUGCGGGGUAAUCAUCCAUGCUUAAAUGGUGACCAUAAUGAUAUGUGGAUGGAUUGUGAUUUCUGUAUGUUUGGAUGUGGAGAAGGCUUCUCCUCGUAUUGAGACGGAAACAGAGUGAGUCUGGAAUGCGAAGAGGAACGUUGGCUGUAAUUUCACCUCUUUCUUCGUCUGUUUUUGUUCCGUUUCUUGAAUUCCUGGUGCAUUUUAUGUCAUACAACUCAUUUUCACAGGGACUACUCAAGCUGGAGACGAGAGUCCAGACCUUCGGAGAGCGUCGGUCAGUAUCAUCAGGCUCAACAGAGGGGUCAGUGGAGCUCCAGGCAGGCGGACCAGAAUGGGUUUGCUUUCCCUCCCCCACCUGCUCCUCUUUCGCUCCGAGGACGAGCCAUGUCUGAAAACGACCUCAGGUUCGACAGCAGCCACCGCUGGUCGCCGUCCAUUUCCGCCGCCGCCAGCCAGACGCUGGAAGAGGUGGAGGAAGGAGCCGGUGGCAUCGGGAGAGGAGACGCUGCCAACGCCGCCCAGCCGAACAGGAAGAAGACGCCGCCUCCCCCGAGACCACCGCCUCCGAAGUGGGAGCAGUUCCACCGCAGACGUGCGUCUCACCACACCCUGUUCUCCUCCGCUUCUUGUUCUUCUUCUGCUGCUGCUCCAAACUCCGCCCACUCCUCCUUCCCCGCUCCGUCGGAAAUGUCCCGACAGCGCUCCUACAGCCUCCCUCCAGAGAGACAGGAGGUGACGGAGAACUGCCCACGCUGCAACUGCAGCCAAACCCACCAGGACCACGCUUACCCCCACGCUCCGUCCAAUCAGAACCAGGUGGAGUUUCACGGGCAGCCUUUUACGGUAGCUCCGCCCAGUCCCAUGUUCUCCAGGCGGGGUUUCAGACCAGUGGCUCCGCCUCAAAGAGAGAGGGACCCGAGGAGCAUGUAUGCAGGACAGCUUGAAAGAGUGGAGAUGUUACCGACUCCGCCUCCUCCUCCACCGGCAGAGGAGAGUGUGAGCAGGUGAGCAAGACUCUGGAUUCCAAGAUUUCCAGCAAACAUAAACCUCCUGCUCUUUAUACAUGAUCUGUCAUGGUUUAUAAGUUCUUUGUAUUUUCUUUUUACAGUGUUCCCGAGACAAACAUCACCCACAGUCCGGACCACGACAGAGUCAUACCUUACAAACAACAGACUACCUUGAGACCAGGAGCCGAGUGGGAGAGGACCCCAUCUCCCAGAGUCCGCGCCGACUCAAAUCUUCCACCUGUCAUUGAAAACGGAGGUGACGGCGCCGUUUUACCUCCCGAGUCCUACUUCGCCAUCGACUACGAGCAGCAGCAGCAGCUCAAUAUGAGCAAUGACGACCGCCAGAAGCUUCCCGAACCAGGGACGGAAUCGGAAACGACCCUCAGUCCGAGUCCUGCUCACAGCCUGGACGCAGAGCUGGACAUCCCCAUGGAGACCGACAUCGACGAUUUCCAGGAGGAUGAGGGUCUACCGGCGGAGCACGAGCCGAUCACCAGCGAGCUGCCGUGCUUCGCUCUGCCCGUCACGGUCCUGGAGACGGAUAUCGACACUUUACAAGGGUCGGAGGACUCGCCGUCAGGGAGAGCGAGGGUGGAGAGUGGCUCUGUGGAAGAGGAGCCGGACGGCGGGGAGAGCAGCAGAGAGAGGCUGAGUCUGGAGGAGCUCUUCCCCCAGAGCAGUGAGGGCGAGUCGGGCACUGAGAGCUGGAGAGGAGCCUACCCGACCACGGAGCACAACACUGACAGCCUGGACAGGUAAAAGAGAGGUAGGAGUGUGUGUGUGUGUGUGUGUGUGUGUGUGUGUGUGUGUGUGUGUGUGUGUGUGUGCAUUAAUUACACAGACCAUUUGAUUUGUACAAGACCGACCUGUUCUUGUCACUAAGCUGAUUCCUCCUCCCUAUAACCUCGGACUGCAGCCAGACGUCUUUUUCUUUCCUUCUUAGCGUUUAGAAACAGUUUGUUUUACCUCGAACAGGUGCAUGAUGGGUAAUUGUUACCAUAUUAAGUCACACUAAAAGCUUUGAGGAGACUGUGUCUGAAAUAACCCCGGAUUGGCUGCGAUUUUUCCGUCUGCCAGUUCCUACCGGUUCCAUUUGUGAGGCAACUUUCGUGGUGGAUUAGGGACAGCGGGAAUGGCGAGAACUCACAAGAACCAGCGGAUUCACAUGCAAUCGUGCGAUAACGAGUUGUCUCUAUAAAGACAGACACAUAUAAGCAGUAAAUUGUGUCCUUUCAAGGAAGGAAAUCUACUUCUAGACUUAUAGAAUCAGCAUCUCCUCAUCCAUGGUGUCAUCGGGGUUAAAUGACUUCAGCUGCGGAAUCUGGCGGAAUGAAAAGAAGCCGGUGGAAAUUGACACAUUAACUUGAAUGGUCACGAUCAGCUACGAUCGGCGGAUAUGGCCUUUUCGUAGUCACGCUAAGAACUUAAACAAUACUGUAUCUGAAAUAACCCUGAAUUUCCACUGCAUCCAGAACGGUGGCAAUUUUCGCCAUCCACCAAUUCCUACCAUUAGGCAAAUUUCAUGGCGGAUUAGAGACAGCGGGAAUCACGAGAUCUUACAAGAACCCACAGAUAUACAUGCAAUGGCGCAAUAACGGCAUGCUCUGGCAUCCGGAAAAAUAGAACUCUUGCUAUCGGCUGCCGAUUCCUGCGAUCUGCAGCAGAACUGAAAGAAGCCGGUAGAAAUUGACACAUCAGCUUGAAUGGUUACUAUUGGCGGUGACGGCCUUUUCGUAGCCGUUCCGGAUGUGGUGGAAAUUAGGGGUAGAGUGUAGUGUUAGUUCAGGCAGGCCACAGAGUUCAUGUACCUUCUAAUCGCUGUCCUUUACGACCCUUUAUGUAAAUAAACAAACUCCCCUCUCUCCUCUGUUUCCUCCCCGUCAGGCGGUCCGGUGCGAGCUCCAGCUGCUCGUCUUACUACAGCACGUCUGCGGCCAAAGCUCAGCUGCUGUCCCAGAUGAAGGACUUCAUGGAUAACAGAGACAAGGACGAGGACGACGAGCUGACGUACAAGGUAACACACACAGCCACUGUAUUGUGUAUUUUCUUUAGCGUCAGAGUCCACGGAUAUUUACUUUAUUCUGUGUGUGGGUGCAGAAACAGCUGAUGGAGAGCCUCCGUAAGAAGCUGGGCGUGCUGAGAGAAGCUCAGAGGGGUCUGCAGGACGACAUCAGGGCCAACGCACAGCUGGGAGAGGAGGUGUGGACGAACUCAUCUCUUCUUCUUUUUCAUGAGAACCUUCCUACCUUCAGCUGUUUCACUCCUGCUGCCCCUCCGUCUGUGUCCUCAGGUGGAGAGCAUGGUGGUGGCCGUGUGCAAACCCAACGAGGUGGACAAGUUCCGCAUGUUCAUCGGCGACUUGGACAAGGUGGUGAGUCUGCUGCUGUCGCUUUCCGGGAGGCUGCUGAGGGUGGAGACCACGCUGGACACACUGGACCCCGAGGCCGAGCACCACGAGAGGGUGAGGAGGAUGUGUUUGAGCAGUCGAAAUGAGAGUUUCGAGGUGAAUCUGCACAGAGGAGGCAUUUAAACAGGCAGGACAAGAGACCGUAACCUGUUGUUUUUGACCCUGUAGCUCCCCCUGCUGGAGAAGAAGCGUCAGCUCAUGAGACAGCUGUCUGAAGCUCAGGACCUGAAGGACCACGUGGACCGCAGAGAGCAGGCCGUCAGCCGGGUGCUGGCCCGCUGCCUCUCUCCUGAGCAGCACAGAGACUACAGGUACAAAAAAAACACCUGAUCACACAUUAGGAAGAGUUUUACAUUUCAACAUUUGAAUGAUUUUUUAAAAUUAUGUUUUCUUUCCGUCUUUGCAGUCACUUUGUGAAGAUGAAGGCGGCCCUGCUGGUGGAGCAGAGGCAGCUGGAGGACAAGAUCCGGCUGGGAGAGGAGCAGCUGCGGGGGCUGAGGGAGAGUCUGGGGUUAGGGCUGGGGAUCGGGAUGGGAAUGUCGAUGGGAUACGGACAUUAUUGA
Messenger RNA from Xyrichtys novacula (pearly razorfish), 70071 nucleotides. The record is from the annotation of a GenBank genome assembly. NCBI's taxonomy places the organism in Eukaryota, Metazoa, Chordata, Actinopteri, Labriformes, Labridae.